Pelobates cultripes (western spadefoot toad) is the source of this 64800-nucleotide messenger RNA. The record is from the annotation of a GenBank genome assembly. NCBI's taxonomy places the organism in Eukaryota, Metazoa, Chordata, Amphibia, Anura, Pelobatidae.
GGGGCAGAAUCCGGGACUGCCCCUCCCAGCCUGCCUCCCCACACACCGUCUCCGGCAGUAAGAGCACCCCGCUUCCAGCCACCACAGGCGGGGAUUCCCUCCACAUCACGCCCCGCUCCUUUCUAAGCAGGAGCACACUGUAUGCGGGGCUCUCAUAGCUGGGAUCGGUCCAGGACCCCCAAACAAGCCCCCCUCCUCCCUCCGAUAUCGGGGAGCCCCUCUCCGCCGCGGGAUCCCCGGCCUCGGGAUGUGCCCGGACUGGUGAGGAUUACUAUGGGCUGUAUCGGGAGCCGGAGCAGCGGGACCGGUGAGAGGAGGAUGGAGGGAUGGAUGGUCUGGGUGUGCGGCUAGACAUGUGCACAACAUGCAGUGUGACAGUAGACAUAUGCAGCAUUGCAUGCAGUGUGACAGCAUAGUGGGUACCUGUGAUGGGUCUCUGCAUCCAGUGUGAGAGUAUACCAUAUACAGUGUGAUUAAUGUACCAUGCACAGUGUGAGAGUAUACCAUGCACAGUGUGAUUAAUGUACCAUGCACAGUGUGAGAGUAUACCAUGUACAGUGUGAUAGUAUACCAUAUGCAGUGUGAGAGUAUUAUACCAAAUACAGUGUGAUAAUAUACCAUAUACAGUGUGAUUAAUGUACCAUGCACAGUGUGAGAGUAUACCAUGCACAGUGUGAUUAAUGUACCAUGCACAGUGUGAGAGUAUACCAUAUGCAGUGUGAGAGUAUUAUACCAAAUACAGUGUGAUAGUAUACCAUAUACAGUGUGAUUAAUGUGCCAUGCACAGUGUGAGAGUAUACCAUAUACAGUGUGAGAAUAUACCAUGCACAGUGUGAGAAUAUACCAUGCACAGUGUGAUAGUAUACCAUGUACAGUGUGAGAGUAUACCAUGCACAGUGUGAGAGUAUACCAUGCACAGUGUGAUAGUAUACCAUAUACAGUGUGAUUAAUGUACCAUGCACAGUGUGAUUAAUGUACCAUGCACAGUGUGAGAGUAUACCAUGCACAGUGUGACAGUAUACCAUGUACAGUGUGACAGUAUACCAUAUACAGUGUGACAGUAUACCAUAUACAGUGUGAUAGUAUACCAUAUGCAGUGUGAGAGUAUUAUACCAAAUACAGUGUGAUAAUAUACCAUAUACAGUGUGAUAAUAUACCAUACACAGUGUGAUUAAUGUACCAUGCACAGUGUGAUAGUAUACCAUGCACAUUGUGAUAGUAUACCAUGUACAGUGUGACAGUAUACCAUGUACAGUGUGAUAGUAUACCAUAUGCAGUGUGAGAGUAUUAUACCAAAUACAGUGUGAUAAUAUACCAUAUACAGUGUGAUAAUAUACCAUACACAGUGUGAUUAAUGUACCAUGCACAGUGUGAUAGUAUACCAUGCACAUUGUGAUAGUAUACCAUGUACAGUGUGACAGUAUACCAUGUACAGUGUGAUAGUAUACCAUAUGCAGUGUGAUAAUAUACCAUGUACAGUGUGACAAUAUACCAUGUACAGUGUGAUAAUAUACCAUAUACAGUGUGACAAUAUACCAUGUACAGUGUGAUAGUAUACCAUAUGCAGUGUGAUAAUAUACCAUGUACAGUGUGAUAAUAUACCAUGCACAGUGUGACAGUAUACCAUGUGCAGUGUGAUAGUAUACCAUGUACAGUGUGACAGUAUACCAUGUACAGUGUGACAAUAUACCAUGUACAAUGUGACAGUAUACCAUGUACAGUGUGAUAGUAUACCAUGUACAGUGUGACAGUAUACCAUGCACAGUGUGAUAGUAUACCAUGCACAGUGUGAUAGUAUACCAUAUACAGUGCUGGGUCUGUCCAUCCAGUAUGAUAUUAUACCAUGCACCAGUGUGAUAGUAUACUAUUUACAGUGUGAUUGUAUACCAUGUACUGUGUGAGAGUAUACCACACAGUGUGAGAGUAUACCAUGUACUAGUGUGACAGUAUACCAUGCACAGUGUGAUAGUAUUCCAUGCACAGUGUGAUAGUAUACCAUUCAUCAGUGCUGAGUCUGUUUUGUGACAGUACACCAUGCACAGUGUGAUAGUAUACCAUGCACAGCGAGACAGUAUACCAUUAAUCAGUGCUGCGUGUGUCCAUCCAGUGUGAUAGUAUACCAUGUACAGUGUGAUAAUAUACCAUGUACAGUGUGACAGUAUACCAUGUACAGUGUGAUAAUAUACCAUGCACAGUGUGAUAGUAUACCAUGCAGUGUGAUAAUAUACCAUGUACAGUGUGACAGUAUACCAUUUGUCAGUGCUGAGUCUGUUGUGUGACAGUAUACCAUGCACAAUGUGAUAGUAUACCAUGCACAGCGAGAGAGUAUACCAUUUAUCAGUGCUGCGUCUGUCCAUCCAGUGUGAUAGUAUAUCAUGUAAAAGUGUGAUUGUAUACCAUGUACCGGUGCUUUGUUUAUCUAUCCAAUGUGAUAGUAUACCAUGUACCAGUGUAAUAGUAUACCAUGUACAGUGCUGCAUCUGUCCAUCAAGUGUGAUAGUAUACCAUGUGCAAGUGCUUGAUCUGUCCAUCCAGUGUGAUAGUAUACCAUGUACAGUGCUGAAUCUGUUUAUCCAGUGUGAUAGUAUACCAUGCACCAGUGUGAUAGUACACCAUGUACAGUGCUGGGUCUGUCUAUCCAGUGUCAUAGUAUACCAUGUACAGUGCUGGGUCUGUCCAUCCAAUGUAAUAGUAUACCAUGUACAGUGCUGGGUCUGUUUAUCCAGUGUCAUAGUAUACCAUGUACAGUGUAAGAGCAGUGUUAUGUACUAUGUACCAUUGUUUUUAUUGUGCUUGUGAUAUGUUAGUGUGAGAACAUACUAUGUACCAGUACUGGAUCUUUGCAUGCAGCGAGUGUCAGUUUGAGAACAUACUAUGUACAGAGAUGUGUGAGAACAUACUAUGUACCAGUGUUGGGAUUCUGCAAACAGUGUGUCAUUAUGAGAGCAUUCCAUGUACCGGGUAUAGGUUUCUGUAUGCAGUGUGCCAGUGUGGUAGUGCUAGCUUAUCUCUGUUCACCUCAGGACCACAACACCCUGCCAGCCCUAACCCCCUGCAGUGCAUGAGAUGAUGUCCACUGCUCUGGCUCAGUUGGGCUCAUAGUGUACCACAGUGGGGGCUAAUGCUUUGCAGAAUGGGCUGAUGCUCUGGCAAGUUUGUGAAUCUGUGCUCUCCUCUCUGUGUUUGAUGACUUUGUGAUGUUUGUGAAGUUCAGGUGAAUGCUCAGCAGGUUCUGCCAGGAUGUGGAAAAUAUUCUGUAUGCUUAACAAAGGGUGAUGACUGAGGUUAAUGCUAUGUUUGCUCUUUUAUGAUGCUGUCAAUUCUACAAGGCGCUAACUAAGAUAGCGUUAACAUUCUGUUGGUCCUGAAGAGAAAUGUCAGAUUUUUGUAGUGUGGACUUUAUCACCAAUAGGUUAAUACUUGAUGAAUGCUGUCAGCGUUAGAUUACUGGUUUUCAGCCAUUGGCAUGUGUGAUAUUAAUGCUCUGCAACUAAUGGCAAUAACAGCAAUAAAGCAAUGCCUAUGGUGGUAUACAGUGUGUACAGCUCACAGGGAGUCAUUCAUUAUCUUCGUGUUUUCAUACGGGGGGAUUUUCAAAGCUCUUUAAUGUUGGGUACCUGAGCAUACUCUUGUUCGGAGGUGUUGAUAAAUAUGGUAGGAGUUAACACGUUGAUAAUAUGGCUGCAGUGUAUACAUCUGAACUUGGGUAGAAUUGAUGUGACCAUUCUUAUUGAAGUAUUAUUAAUGGCAACGAGAUAAUGGACAUGGCUGGAAUACAGCUGUAAGUGGCACGUAUGUUAGUAGUAUUUAACAUUAGGCACUGAUGAUACCAACUGGAGCAGGGAAGCAUUCAUUAUAAACACUUACAAUUGUUGUGCUGUUCAUUGUCACAGGGUGAGGUGGGAUUGGAAGUAUGGAGGUCCAAGCUUGGCAUUUAUAAGACAAGUAGUUUGGAAUGUUUCUGGUAGAGCUGUUGGCUAGAUGCCUUACAGGGUUAAACUGUAUUGCAUGGUUAGUGAUAUAGAGAUAGUAUGGCUAGUGAUAUGGGGAUAGUAUGGCUAGUGAUAUGGAGAUAGUAUGGCUAGUGAUAUGGGGAUAGUAGGGCUAGUGAUAUGGAUAUAGUAUGGCUAGUGAUAUGGCGAUAGUAUGGCUAGUGAUAUGGCGAUAGUAUGGCUAGUGAUAUGGCGAUAUUAUGGCUAGUGAUAUGGCGAUAUUAUGGCUAGUGAUAUGGAGAUAGUAUGGCUAGUGAUAUGGGGAUAGUAUGGCUAGUGAUAUGGAGAUAUUAUGGAUAGUGAUAUGGAGAUAGUAUGGCUAUUUAUAUGGAUAUAGUAUGGCUAGUGAUAUGGAGAUAGUAUGGCUAGUGAUAUGAAGAUAGUAUGGCUAGUGAUAUGAAGAUAGUAUGGCUAGUGAUAUGGAGAUAGUAUGGCUAGUGAUAUGAAGAUAGUAUGGCUAGUGAGCUGAAGAUAGUAGGCUAGUGAGCUGAAGAUAGUUUGACUAGUGAUAUGGAUAUAGUAUGGCUAGUGAUAUGGAGAUAGUAUGGCUACUGAUAUGAAGAUAGUAUGGCUAGUGAUAUGGAGGUAGUAUGGCUACUGAUAUGAAGAUAGUAUGGCUCUGGUAUAUUGAAUUGUUACAGUAGAGUACUGACUUAGUUAUUGGAUGUAAAAGCAGUACAUAAUUCAGGUAACAUUGAGGUAAUGAUAUGUAAGUUUAGAGACGAGCUAGUUCUGUCUUUUUGGAACAUCUGACUGUGACUGUUCCUUGUGUGCAGGGUAUUUAUUAUGCAGGACUAGUUAGUGUGAGUUGGUGCUCAGAAUAUCUAGCCUGAAUCAGGGGGUAUAUUGGCUCAAAGUAUUGGCAUGAGUAGCAUAUAGUUUAAUGCAUGCAUUAGAUUAAAGUUGAACAGUGUCAUCUUAAAACAAAUACACAUCUACCAUCCCUAAUAGGAGUCUACCUUUUAAAUGAACAUCUGCCGGCAUACAGUCUGUAAUAUGCAGCAAGAUCCCAGUCUAAGGCCCCUCAUGAAAGCCUUCAGGAUUCAAAACAGCCUUCAAGCAAUAGUUAAACUUUGUUUCUUAACCACAGGCAGCCAAGAUGUUAAAGUCUAUAAUGGUAAAAAGCACGUUGUGGACUAGAAAGGGGCAUUAACGGCAGUAGGGUACAAAAACAGACAAUAUUUGUUGAUCAUAUUCGUGUUUGGUCUUUUGUACCUGCAUUACAGACAUGAUAGUGUCAAGGGUCACAGUAUAUAAAUCUUUAUACCAUCUUCUAUUGACCAUUAUUUUAGGAUAAUACUCUGCAAGCGGAGUCAAAGAGGCAACUGCAGUUGUGCUAUGACUCAGGAAAAGAUUGAUGCUCUGCAUGCUAUGGCAAGAUGUGGUUUGCUCUGAAAUAAGACCUGGCCAGCUGUGCCAUUAUAAGGUCAAUGCUGUGUGUGCUCUAACAAGGAGUUUUUAAUGAGCUACUUUGCAAAGUCCUGUCCAGUUACACCGUGUCACACAUAAACACACACAGAUCUAUAAAAGAACACUGUUCUCUUCCAUCUCGUCAUUUAAUCCUAUCAACCCUCUUGGUAGCAGCUGGGUCAUUUUCACCCUGCAGUCUACUCCUGAGGCCUUAUUUGCCCAUUCACAGUAUUCAAGUCUCUCUUUCCUAGCAGUGACCUUUUUUCUCUCUUCUUUGGAGGCAAAAUCUUUGCUAACUUUGUGAUUCUUCUCUUUUUAUCUGCUCACCAUCAGUAUCUUAAUAUCUAUUUGUUUAACCCUGUAGCUAGUGGCCUCUCAUACCCUCCAUCUAUUGGUGUCAUAUUUGCAUACUUUGUUAAAAAACUAUAUUUUUUUGAUUCUCAUAUUGCAUUUUAUGGAAAGACCACUCACCAGUCCUCCAUGGUACCUUCCUGUCUUCUUAUUGUUUAUUACGAGACCAUACACUCCUCCCUGUCUUCUUAUUGUUUAUUACGGGACCAUACACUCCUCUUCUGCUGGUCAGUGGAGUGACCACCUUUGGCUCCUGUUUUUUCUUUUCCUGCAAAGGCUUUUUCCAACUUUUCGAUAAUCGAUUCUUAUUUUGGCCUUGAGGUCUUCUCUCUUCAGUUAUGGCUACUCUCUCUACACUUUGAUAUCUCAUUAUUCAGUGUGACAUCUUUUUUUCCAUCUUCAUAUUUUUCAUUAUACUUUUUAUUUAUUAGGGCUUCUACACUAGUGUUCGUCUCAUGGGACCCAGUCUUUCCUUCCUUACACAGGCCCUUGUUCUCUGAGGUACCACAAGGAGGAGGGUACUUGUGGUAUCCUGGGUGUUGCAUGUGUUUACAAUUCGGCAGAUUUUUCUUGCACUGUUUAUCUCACAUCAGUGGGACCAAGCUAUAAGCAGGUACGUACCGUUCAGCUGAUUUCAGCUGUUCACAAAUAUGCAUAAUAUUUUAGGGAGGGAUUCGCUUAAAAAAAUAGGGAAAAGAAUUGCAUGAUGGGGGUUACAUGGGCAUAUAUGCUGGGUAAUAGAUUAGUUAAGACAUAAUUUACAAAUCAUUGUUACAAUCCUGACAAUCCUUGUCCCUCCUGCAGCUUUUGGAAUAAAUUCUCAUGAUUCUGUGCCAGGAAACCAUAAGGUAUCCAAUUUAAGAACAAGCAUAAGGAUUCUAUCAACAUCAAGUCAUUUUAAGCAUAUUCCACUAAGGCUGAAUCUAGUUAAGUGUUAGUUGCAUUUUGUUAAAUAUAUUAGCUUAAAUUGAAAGAGGGACAUAAACACAUUGCUGUCUUAUAGCAGGAGACACAACUAACAGGCAGCUUUUAAUGCAGUGCGGUUGUACUCUGCAGCAGGGUUAAUGUGCAGUGUCAUCAGACAGAGUUACAAGCAAACAUGCAAUGUUGCUAGACAAUGUCAGAGGUUAUGGUUGUCAGAUGUAAUAGACAUUCAUAUGCAAUGCUAUAACACACAACUGGGUAUACUUGUAAACUGCUAGCAGGCACAGAUGGAGGCAGAGCUGCCAACCACUGAAAAUGAGUUUCACUUACUGCUGGGUUAUUUACUAAGCAGGGUAUUGCGGAGAAUUGACAAGGGAAUAUUUUUUCAGCAAAAAAAAAACCUAAAUUGGAAAAAUUCUGAAACUCAGCUGUUUUUCCAGCUCAGCCUUUUGGUAUAAAUAAUACAUUUUUACAUUGUUAGUUCCCUCGUCCAUUCGCCAUAAUUUAAAAUUUAGAACAAUCCCAUGUGUGUUAAACUGUUGACAGCACAAUCAUUUUCUAAAUUAUAUAACGGAACAAUAUCCAAUAUUACCAUAUGUUUGUGAUUAAAAUGAUAGGCAAAUAUGUCCACACUGAUCCCAUCACAGUCUAACUCCCAUCACAAACAAACACUUACUCCCACUAUGCACAAAUACGGGGACAGCAUAUAUAGUCUUUCCUUGUUAGUCCUUCCCUAACACAUUGUCAUCAGUCUUGACAGGAAAUUGUAAUCUUUUUGCCUCCGAGGCACAAAUAACUAUUCAUAACUGGGUUUAUGUGAAUGGACUAUGAGGUCAGCACUCGAUGUCAGCAUUGGGGAAUAUUUCCUGGAUGCUGCAUGGGUUUUGUCUACAAAUAUUUCUAUUACCCAAACCAGCAUUGGCGUGUGCAGCACAUUUUAUUACCAUUUACAUAAGGUAUUUUUUUUAUAAUUAAAGGAGAAUAUUUAUCGAAAGCUGAACUAUCAUAUGGGUUAAUUCUAUUUAUCAAACAUGCUAAAAGUGUAGCUAUUUUACUUUUUAAACUACUAGAGAAACACUUGCAAAACAAACUUCAGAAAUAAAGUAAAACCAUAUCUAAUGAUAAGCAUCAUUUACUAAGAUAAAUUACUCGUCUUUGACAGGUUAAUUAGAUAUUUCAAAUGGAUAGAGAUUUGAAGACAAUUGAGAGCUGUAUUUGUAUGUACCUGGGCACACCUGUUAUACACAUUCUCCAUCUUUAUACACCAUUUCACAAACUACUGUCAUUCAGUAUCUCCGUGUCAAGGUUACUGUGUAAGAGGUGCUUUUGGACAGAAGAAAAUCACUGUUAUAGGUUCACAGCUAGCACUGCGUAGAUGAUCUUCUGUAACGUAGAACUGCACAAUAAUGUCCAUUUACUCCAGACAUCACUGUGUAUCAACUACUGCUAACAUCUUCCAUUGACGUUUUAACUGAUAAUUUGAAUGAAUUACCCGUAUUUUCCGGCGUAUAAGACGGCUGGGCGUAUAAGACGACUGGGCGUAUAAGACGACCCCCAACUUUUCCAGUUAAAAUAUAGAGUUUGGGAUAUACUCGCCGUAUAAGACUUCCCCUCUUCCAAAGCACACCAAAUAAAAAUUAGCCAUGAUGUACAGUGAGCAGACAGAGCUACACAGCAAGACAUUGAAUAAUGAUAUUCUGAAAUAGCAUUUAAAGCCCAGGUAUGUGCCAGACUGUUUGGGCAUAUAAUCCAUGCCUGCUGGUCUAGCACACAGGCGGCUAAUUGCGAUAUAUUCUUUUUACUCCCCCCGCCCAAUCCUCCCUACGUUCUUCUCACCUCCCCUUCCCUGUGCAGAGUGGGUGGCCGAGCUCCUCUUCGUCCUGUCAGUCCGGCCGGGUACCGCGCGGUACAGGAGAUUCAGUUACCGGUUCCCGGCCGGACUGAAAGGAAGUGAGCACUCAGUGUGCACUUCCUUUCAGUCCGGCAGGGAACAGAUAACUGAAUCUCCUGUACCGCGCGGUACCCGGCUGGACUGACAGGACGAAGAGGAGCUCGGCCACCCACUCUGCACAGGGAAGGGGAGGUGAGAAGAGAGGCAGUGCGGCAGCCGUCUGAGCGCUCUCUAUAGAGCGCUCAGGCGGCUGCAGCAUUAGAAGGGCCGGCGAUGGGGGCGCAGGGCGCCCCCGGCAGCCAUAUAGACCCUAUACCCGGCGUAUAAGACGACCCCCGACUUUGGAGAAGAUUUUCCAGGGUUAAAAAGUCAUCUUAUACGCCAGAAAAUACUGUAUUUUAAGCAAAUUAAAUCCCAUUAACAGCCGUAUAAGCACAUCUAUGAAUGAUUACUAUACGCACUUGUAAUGUCAUAUUCAUGUACUGGCACACUUUUCCAUCUAUGAAUUGAAUGGGAAGCUAGUUAUUGGCCAAGGAAACCCACUUAGUUUUUUCAUGACCGCAUGUAUACAGGAGGCAGAUUUAAUCUCUGUGAAUAUCUGUAUAAUUCGACAUUUACAGAUUAGUAUCCUUGCUUAUAAAAUAAAAAUAAUAUGCAGGUAAAGCAUUAAAGAGAAUUCUGCAGUUCAUUGAUGUGGGUGGACGGAUCAGCGUUGGAAUGUCCCUUUAAUGCGCAGUGUUAUCAGACCGAGCUGCAGAGUUCUUAUCAGAAUGUCACCUCGGUUAGAAUGCAGUGCUUUUCAAUAAUUGUGAAUAUUAUGGUCAGAUAUAACUGACAUUAUUUUACAUUGUUGUCUGGUGUUUGCAGUGUUAGCUAAAAACUAGGUAUUGGUUUGCACAAUAUCUGAUACAGCUGGCAUUUGCUUUUCACUGUUAUUAGAUGCACAGUUUCAGUGCUAUUUUGUAGGGUUAUAGUAUAAUGCAGUGCUGUCUCAUAGUUUAUUACACUGUUGUCAGAUACAGCCGGUAAUUGGUUUGCAGUGUUGUCAGAUGCAAGUUGAAAAAGUUUGCAGUUAUCCAAAAGCUGGAGAAGCAGUGCCAUCAGAUGGACUUGGUGAACAAUCUGCAUUAGAAUGCAGUGUUAUCAUAUGGAGAUUUCAGUUAUUGUAAGGGUUCCAAUGUUAUGAAACUGUGAGGUCCACUAAUGAGAUGACAAUAGGGGUUCAUGCUGUUAAGUAAAAAAAUGUUUAGCUCUACGUGAUUAUGUGACCUUAAAUAGUGGUAUACUGCAACAAAAUAAAUAACUGCACCUGAUUUAUUAAAAGAACACUCAAGGCACCAUAAUAAUUGAAGCAUGCUGUACUGGUUAUAAGGCCAGGUGUGCAUUAGUCAAAAUGUUUGCUAAAGGUUUGACAAUUUAGCUGGGGUUCAGUGGAAUGGCAGACGUGCUCGGUGGACUCAUUGGUAAGUAGUCUUUAUUGGUAAGUCGUCUUCAUUGGCAAGUAAUCUUCAUUGGUAAGGAGUCUUCCUCCAUGUAGAGUUGGAAGCUCUAGCAUGAAGUUUUCAUUAGUCCUUCUCAGUUUUAGGGCCAGCUGAUUGGGGUAGAGUGUUACCUGAUCACUCUCUACCAAUGAGUUAAGCCCUGCACUACCUGGCUUAUCUUAAUGCAGAGAACAUCUGACUUUCAUAGAGGAUGUGGCUGGUGUCGAGUGGACCCCAGCUAAAUUAUCAAACUGUUAGGAAGCAAUUUGCGUACUUACAAUGGCUGAGGCACCAGUGUACUUCUGGCACCAUAAUCACUUGAGCAUGCUGUAGUGCUUAUAGUGCUUGGAGGGUUCUUUUAAUUUGGUGUAACUUAAUGCAUCGGCUGUUCAGGAAUUGUUUCUACUAAGUUUAAUACAAAACUGGAUAACUGAGUUGAGAUGCCAUUUAAAAUGCUACUUUAUAAAUCGUUUGGUGUGCCUUGAAAUUUUGCACAGCUGGGAUUAGUGCAUAUAAGAUAUUGAAAAAGAUUAGAGCUCAGUAUCAUCAGACAUUUGAAAAUUUAAAAUGUUAUCAAACAGAAUUAGAGAUUAUCAAAGUAGGCAAUCAAACAAAACUAAUAAUUAAAGUGCAGUGCUGUUACUCGAAAUGAUAAUUAGAGUGCAGUGCUGUCAUAUAAAACAGAUUCAUUAAUACGGUUUUCACGACCCGGUAGUCCUUCGGAGCCCAGAAGCCCAGGCCCACAUUCCCAAUGUGCACAUACAUAUAUAGUGGUUAUUGCUAAAUAUAUAUGAUGCUGUGGGCCCCUAGUUGCCUAUGUAGUGAAGAGGGGGCCCAGCACACAGCUUCAAGAAGCUCUCUCUAACUAUUAUGAGCUACCUGGCUGUCAGAGCGUUGCCACGGGUUACCAUGGCAAUGCUCUGAGUGACAUUCAGACUUGGCUCGUGAGAGUUGGAGAGAGUAGCUGCUGGAAGCUGAAGAUGGUUUGUGCAGGAUCCCCUCUUCACUACACAGCAGCCUGCAUAGUGUCACCGGACCACUAGUGAGUGUAAUCGCCCCUCUACCUGACCACAGGUUAAAGGCAAAGAAGGAAUAAUAAAAUGAAUACUAACAAUUAAAAAACAACAACACUUUUUUCCUACAGAAUGUAGCCCCUAUCUAACCCCACAUAUAUACACAGACACACACUGCAUCCACUAUACAAAUACACACACUGCAUCCACUACAUACACUGCACCCAUACUCACACACACAAACUGCAUCCACAACACACACACUGCAUCCACUAUACACAUAUUGCAUCCACUACACAAACAUACACACACUGCAUUCCGCAAACCCCAGUACUCCUUCAAAACAUGUUUUAAUUAAUGUUCACAAAGUAUGCCUAACCCAAUCUUAUUCGUGUGGGCUAUAUAAACUAAGGGGAGUCUCCCCCAUUCCCCCAUUAUAGUAUAUCAGCAGAUAUGUGGGCUAUAAAAAUUAAGGGAAGUCUCUCCCAUUCCCCCAUUAUAGUAUAUCAUUAGAGAUGUGGGCUAUAUAAAUUAAGGGAAGUCUCCCCCAUUCCCCCAUUAUAGUAUAUCAUUAGAGAUGUGGGCUAUAUAAAAUAAGGGAAGUCUCCCCCAUUCCCCCAUUAUAGUAUAUCAGCAGAGCUGUGGGCUAUAUAAAUUAAGGGAAGUCUCCCCCAUUCCCCCAUUAUGGUAUAUCAGCAGAGCUGUGGGCUAUAUAAAUUAAGGGAAGUCUCCGCCAUUCCCCCAUUAUGGUAUAUCAGCAGAGCUGUGGGCUAUAUAAAUUAAGGGAAGUCUCCCCCAUUCCCCCAUUAUAGUAUAUCAGCAGAGCUGUGGGCUAUAUGAAUUAAGGGAAGUCUUCCCCAUUCCCCCAUUAUGGUAUAUCAGCAGAGCUGUGGGCUAUAUAAAUUAAGGGAAGUCUCCCCCAUUCCCCCAUAUUGGUAUAUCAGCAGAGCUGUGGGCUAUAUAAAUUAAGGGAAGUCUCUCCCAUUCCCCCAUUAUAGUAUAUCAGCAGAGCUGUGGGCUAUAUAAAUUAAGGGAAGUCUCCCCCAUUCCCCCAUUAUAGGGCUAUAUCAAUUAAGGGAAGUCUCCCCCAUUCCCUCAUUAUAGUAUAUCAGCAGAGAUGUGGGCUAUAUAAAUUAAGGGAAGUCUCUCCCAUUCCCCCAUUAUAGUAUAUCAGCAGAUCUGUGGGCUAUAUAAACUAAGGGAAGUCUCUCCCAUUCCCCCAUUAUAUUAUAUCAGCAGAGAUGUGGGCUAUAUAAAUGAAGGGAAGUCUCCCCUAUUUCCCCAUUAUAGUAUAUCAGCAGAGAUGUGGGCUAUAUAAAUGAAGGGAAGUCUCUCCCAUUCCCCCAUUAUAGUAUAUCAGCAGAGCUGUGGGCUAUAUAAAUUAAGGGAAGUCUCCCCCAUGCCUCCAUUAUAUUAUAUCAGCAGAGAUGUACUUGAAAAACUGCUCCAUAGAUUCUGUCACAGGGACUGUUUGGGGGUGUUUGGGGGCAAUAAGUGGAUGCGUGUAAAGGCCUUUUGUCCCACUCCCACCAGUCUGACAAUAUUUAUACUAAAGUGUGAUUUUAUUAGAUAUAACUCUCAGAUUUUAAAGAAUAUUUGAGAAUAUGUUCCCCUGUCCUUGCCAUCUCACACUUUCUUCUCACAAAUCUUCCCCUUAUCUUCAAUAAUAGCCCUCUCUUAUUGUCCUGCUCAUUUCCCUAGUUGUACACUAUUAAGGAUCUUUUUGGGUUUAUGUGUCAGUGAUUCUUUUGCUACUAACGACAUCCCUGAUGUCCAGAACUUUCUGUUUUCCUUCAAGGGUACUCUCCCCAUGUGUGAAUAUUGAUAUCUCUAAUCAAAUAUUUACUUAUUGUUCUGCUUCAUUAUAUUCUUUCUGUGGAUUACUCUCAUUAUAAAUGUAACAUUUCAUAAAGUCAGUGGUUUCUGUAUAUAUUAAAUGAACCGGCAUUUACAAAAGAAAUUAAAAUAGGGAUUCAAGUCUGUUAACCUUUGCUGUCGCCAUAUUUAGCCACAAAAUUGAGCAAGCCCCCCCCCCCCCUCCCCAAAACAUUCCAGCAAUUAUAUUGUAUUAACUGUAAAUUGGCAUAGGUCAUAAUCUCAAAUAAUUGCUUGACACCAUCCUAUAAAACUACAACUUGCAAGUACUUACGCAGGUUAUACAACCUGUUACAAAAUGUAAAUUUUUAUCCCAAGAUAAUUCAUACCUUCUAUCUAAUGAAUCACUAAUUAACAAGUUCCCAUUAGGCUACCAGAGUUGCCACCCUUAUUUGAGGUGACUGUGUGCGGCAUUAUCUUGGAAGAAACUACCUGCCAAUUAAAUCAGUACUGAAAAUCUACAACAAAUCAAAAAUGCGAUAAUAUAGAUUUGACAGCAAGUUACAGUAAAGGAUUAAUGGCUGGAAGGCAAAUAUGCAAGUAGGAAAUGAAAUUCAGUUGUCAAAGUCAUAUGAGAAAAUCAGGGAGAACAAAAUUUGAGACUGCCAAUUUUUGACAAACUUGUCUCUUUUAAGAAUUUAGAAUAAUUUUAAAAUAAUGAAAUGGACAAUGCUGCCUACAAACUCAGCAUCCCAUUAAAACAAUAUUUUAAACAUUAACUGCAAUCCAUGGAAGCCCCAUUCCUCCAAAAUGCCUCAAAAUAUUUAAUCCGUUAAGGACACAUGACGGAAAUAUUCCAUCAUGAUUCCCUUUUAUUCCAGAAGUUGUGUCCUUAAGGGGUUAAAAUAAAAACUAUCUGAACUAAAACACACUAACAAACAAAAACAAAAACGUAAAGAAAAUGCUGACACAUGCGUCUUAUUUUUCUUAGCUGACUUUAUUGAACAUUUUAAAUCCGAGUCAGUCAACCAAAAUGAAACAGCAACCGUAUUUGAAACAUUCUAACUUUGAGGAUCUUAUAGAACACAAUAUAUUUAUUAAAACAGCUAGUUUUAAUUUUCCUUUCAAUUAAACACGGUAACUAAUAAACAGAAAAAAGAAAUUAAAAAAAGGAGUGAUCUGUGUUAUGUUUAAAAAGAUGCUGAUAAAAGUAUAUUAGUGUUCAUGGCAGUGCUCGCUUUCACUAGAACCAGUGCUUUCAAGCAGAAAUGAUCAUAAAAUGAACAGAGCAUCUUACAUAAACAGUUUUACAUAAAAUAAGAGAACCUUGUCAGUACACCCUAUAUUACAUCAUUAAUUUAAAGAGAGGUACACUACUUUGCUCUGGCAUUUUUCACAAAUUAUUCAUGCUGUUUCGACCACCAAAUGAGAACAUUCCCCUAAAGUGAGCUUCUGAGCAUUUCUGAGGCAGAGAUCAUUCACCACAAGGAGACCACUGGACAACUUCACUAGGCCCAACAAUUAGUACAUCAUAACUGAACAAUCCAAGAAACAAGACCCAAUCAAUUAAUAAUCUGAUCAAAAUUGUUUGUAAGAAAGAAAUAGGUGAGGACAUUUCUUCAAAGGAAAACUACCUUAGUAUUCAACUUCACAAAAUAAAGCAUUCACUGCUGUAAAGCCCCUCAAUGUACAUGUCAUCAUAACACAAAGUUAGCAUUGUCAAAGUCCAACUUGUAUCAUUCCAAAACCCAUCUAGCCAGUGGUGGCGUACAAGAGUGUCUUCAAAAUAUUGGGAUUAUCGAUUUAGCCAAAUUCAAUAGUCUCAGAACUACUGCUCGCUUGUGAGACUGUAAUUGUAGCCAGGUAUGAUGAAAAAGGAAUGGCACUGAUUCAAACGCUGGGGCUCAUCUGCCUCAAAGCCCACCCCAGGAAAACAGUGUCCCUGAUUCAAUCUGAGAAGUCAUACAUCCCAGACCUGUGUGGGAUAACUCUAUAGUCGACCACGGAGAUGCCUAUAUAGGCAGUGACACUUGAAUAAACAGUAAAAAAAGCUAUCACCCUAAGGGCAAUCUCGCUUGGUACAAAGGAAGACCAAACCAGAUUAGCCCGGCCUUUACGUGGCUGUGAUAAUGUGUGCCCAUGGUCAGUGCAGUAUGAUGUGGAACCAGGAAGUAUAAGGAGUAAUUUCAGUAACCCAAAUGCGUAUUAAAAAAAAAAAAAAGAAUAAUAAAUAAAUAAAUAAAAUUUACAGAAAUAGAUGCAAACAGUUCAACAGUUUUAAAUAUACCCGCAAGGCAUCAAGUGCCAUCUAACGAUAAACAUGUGUAUCCCGACCCACCACCAACACAUCACACAAUGGUAAAAGUGAGUAUUAAUAAGACCGCAUUACACCAUAGUCAGUAUUAAAGUGGCCAUACCAUACAUAAUAGCAUGGUGAUUGAUUCCAAAAAUUGAAGGUGGUGGAAGCUUAGAGUAUAUGUAGCACCUGGCGAGUGACCUAGGAGAAGCCCCAUGACAAUAUGCAUCAACUCCCCCACCAAACAGAAACACCUGGCAGCAACAGGACGGGAAGAAGCAAAGGCCGUAGCUGGGAUGGGGGUAGAGGGAAUGAUUGUGUCGCUGGGAGCACUGUUUCUGUCUUAUUACUGAUAGCAUAGCACAAGUGUGUCUAAUGAUGACCAGUUGACCAUGCAAAGCACAUGGAGACAGUUCCCAGGUGACCACAAAAAUGAGACACUAGGGAAAAAUCUCAAACCUGGGCUGUCCUACCAAACUUGGGAAAUGCAUAUUUUAGAGCAAAGCAUGUGAAAGAGUAUCCAACUCCAUACUUUACCAUCUUAACUAUUUUGGCCUAAAAUGUGCAACUACUUAUCAACUCUCCACAAUUCCCAAUUUAGUGUAUAUAACCAAUUUCAUUAUAAUACUGCUUCACAGGCUUUGGAACUUUGUUAAGAUGACCUCCAGCGGAAAGGUCACAAUUUUCUGCUCCAGCUGCAAUUACAUGAUUGUCUUCUAUAGAGUACUUUACCCAGCAUUUUACAUUGCACAUAAUACUCACUCAAUAAUAUCUUCACACUGAAGUCCUAAUAUAUACUGCCAGGCAUUAUGAUAAAAUAGAUAUAUAGUCUGGGCUGGGGAAAACGAGGAGGGCUUGCAAAGGCUGCAGACAAGACAUCUGCAGCUUUUGCAAGCUGUUUAUAUAUACCUCAAUGAAAUAAGCAUAAUUAAAUGCAGGCAUAAUUUUAUUAUGGUAUGUCUACUAAACAAUCAUUUUUUUCUUUUUUGUAUUUGGGCAGUGAAAUGUCCCUUAAAAAAAAUAAUGUAAAAAAGUAGAUAAAAAAAAACUCACGUACAUUACCCAUGUAAUACCUUGACAUAUGCAUUUCUUUUUAAACCUAGUGGAGCUUUAUUUGUUUUUGUUUUUUUAGCCUUCUGUUUCUCUAUAACUGUUUUGAUUAUCUUUUUUUUUUGUUUUUUUAGCGAACAUUGUCUUUAUAUUUGUAGUGUUUCAGCUGUUGUACAAACAUCUUCAGAGAAAUACAGAAAUAAACACAAAGCACAGACAAAAUACAUAAUACUUAGACACGUUGCUAUGACAAUAGAUAAUACUUUUUUUUUUUUAUUCUUUAUUUUUGCAUAGCUGGUAAUAACCCAAAAGCCCCUCUCGCCAGAUCCAAAAGGGUAAUAACCAGUAACUGGAGGAUGCAUGCAGUAAGCGUGGUGUACCCAAGCGUGGUGUGUCGGUAAGGUAGAUGCUUUCGGCACGUACUCUCUGGGUACAAAGGGAUUGAUUCCCGUUACUGUCCAAGAUGGAUGAGCUUCUGUCAGUGCUGCAUCUGCUGGCAGGCCUAGGGAUUGGAGGAAAACUGGUGCCUCUUAGAGGUGUGAUAAUAGGUGGGUUUUGCAGGCCUUGUCUGCCAUCAAUCGGUGACAACUAAAACUAGACUAAAACUAAAAUAAUUCAGAUUACUAAAACUAAAAUUCCUAUUUAGUCAAAAGACUAUAACUAAAUUGAAAUUUGUCGCCCAAAUUAACACUGCUCCACAGCAAUAAUACUCAUUGUAAUGUGUCUUUAAACUACAAUAAAUUUGUUCAAAAAUCAGUCUGUGCAAAUUAUACAUUUUGCUCGUGUUCUAAAUGACAUUUUAGUUGCGUAAAUUGUUAUUAGUAAGUCUAUAGUAAUGAGUGGAGCAAAAUGAAACACUGCUUAAAAAUAGUGGAGAAAGAUAAUAUACAAACUCCUUAAAUAUUAGGUGGUCCUUCCAGUCAAUGAUGAUAAUAUGUAAAAAAAAAAAGAAUAAAAAAUACAAUGAUAGUGCAGAUGGUUAACAAUAAUAUGUAGAUCAACUCACAUCAGCUGACAAAUCUCUUAUACAUUUCAUAAUAUAUGAAAGUGAAAUGUCAUCGUUACAAUAAUUAGCUUAAAGAGCCAAAUUGUAAAAAAAUGACAUAGUUUUAUUGUCUGCUACAUGCAGAAUAAAAUGGUACAUAAAUACAAAAAAAAAGUAGUAAAAUAAAAGAGUUUAGAGGGUAAUUAGCCCCUUACUAGAUAAGAUGGUGAGUAUAACAGGCUUACGCCGUAACUCACUAAGACAGCUUGUAAUUGCUUUAUGCGCUAUUAACCCCUUAAGGACCAAACUUCUGUAAUAAAAGGGAGUCAUGACAUGUCACACGUGUCAUGUGUCCUUAAGGGGUUAAAGUGUUUUUGAAAAAGGAACCUAGAUGCAACAUUUACUUGUGUUUUGGGCAGGACACAAGGAAACUAUAAUACAAAUUUUUGGAUAUGAGCUUCAUUUGAGCACACAGCAGAUUUGAAGCAAUGGCAUGCAUCAUUUUACAUGAGGGCGGGUGCAUACUGCAGUGGGAGAGUUUUUUGAUAACUUGUCACAUUUUCUCCAAUGUACGGUAUUCAGCCAACAGCUCUUGUGCAGCAGUGAGAAGGAUUAUCUGAAAACACAUGAGGAAUUAUAUAAUUCUGUGGUGUCCAGGAAAGCUGAUGUAUUAAUAUUCUUACCAUUUGUAUUUAUGUUUAUUUUAUUGAUACACUGGUAAGAGUAAUACAUAGCAUGCCACGUAUUAAAAUCCAUUAGAGGCAAGGUGCAGCAAGGUUUUGCACUAGUUAUACAAACAGAGCAAUAUGUAUCAAUAGGAGAGCAGUAACUGACCAAAAUAAUUUACCCACUUACACAGGAUGCUACAGAGGCUGCAGAAAUCUAGGGAUUUCCUGGAAGUGUCUAGUGUCAAAUUACCAUUAACCUCCAUGUAACACAGCUCAUCUAACUCUUUCCACUUGCCCCUUGCUUGUAGCAUCUGUUUUGAUCUUGCCUCCUUCACAGCAGCCUACCUUUCUACCUUCACGCCAUCUUGCCCAUUUCAACCUUUUUAUUACAGCUGUUUCCAUUAUCUAUUUAUAACAUCUCUCCUGUCUUUAUUGCCCUUGAUUGGCAGCAAUCUCUAUGUUAUUUAUUUAAUCUGUCUCUUUUUUUUACCCUAUUUAUUAUAGAUGACCCUUCCCCCUAUUAUUCAGCCCUCCCUCCUUUCCCCGUUCAUUCUUUCUUUCUUCUGCUUUUUUUUAAAGUUCCACCCUUUCUGCUUCCCUUUACCGCCAUUGCUUACCCUACCUACCUCUAUAGAGGUGUUUUCCAAAUACCUCCAAUACCUCCAGCAGCGUCAUGCCAGGAGAAGAUCCAAUAUAUAGUGUACCUCUGGCGAUGAGAGAUUCUUGGGAAGCUGUUUGAAACAAAAAGCAGCAUUUUAUUUAUUUAUGUAUUUUGUAGCUUGCGUGGUCACCUGUGUCAACUAUUUCCUGUGGUCCAACUAUUGUUCUCUUUAUUGCAGUGAGCCUUAGGCAUCCAUUUAUUGAGUUAGCCAGACUAUCUUGGCAUUAUGUUCCUCAUCCAUUGCAUCAAUUUGCUUCUGGGCAGAUUCUCAUAAUAACAAAAUAACACUGUCUGCUCUCAUGUCAGCUCCUUUUUAUGUGUGAUGAUGCAGAGGUUCCACAUUUGUCCAUAGUAGACCAAAUAAAUGGAGGUGAUUUAUUGUUUGAAUACAUCAUGUUAGCAGAGUCUGAUAAAAGCUAAAUAAAAUAAUAGCAAAGAACUGUAAACCAGAAAACCACAAUGCCACAUUGCAAAGAGCAUUAUAUCUCCAAGUGUCUUCACAUGUUGGAAAAUAAAGAUAAGUAAACAUGUGAAGGAAAGAUGGAAGAUGAUGGUUAUAAUAAUAGAUACAGCAACAACCAGUUUGUCCAUUUGAACCUUAGAAGGCUACAAGUCAUUCAGUGUAUUUGUUGACUUUCUAAAUGUCAAUAUUCUGUCUAGAAAUAACACAAGAUCACCACCAAACCUAUUUAGUUUAGAAAAACGUUGCCUGAGAGGGGAUAUGAUAACAUUAUACAAAUAUAUUCUGGGCCAAUGUUACGGUUACCUCCAGGCUAGCUGGAAACUAGACCGCUUGGAUGAUCUGGAUCCCAAAGGCAGAGAAAGAGGAGAGCCACGUUGGUAGUUAUUCCAUACGAGUCCUGUAAAUGUAGAGCAAUCCCACUAGCUAUCAUACAGCUAGGAUACCUUUUUCCCCCAUAAAACGAGUCGAGGCUGUGAUUUGAAGGUCAAGCAAGAACUGGCUUUAAUGACACACAAAAUACACAGGGGACCGUAUUUAUGCAAAAUCUCAGGUCCAGGGACAGGCCCCUCUGGACCUGAUGGGAUACAGGGACAAUACAAGUGGGGGACCAAUAGAAAUGCAAUGCAUCGUUUGAAAUCGUCACCGCCCAGCUUAGAGAUAAUGAAUCCAACGGUUAUUUCAAUACAAUUAUCUCUAAGCGCCUAAAACCCCACGUGUUUUUGCCACAUAGAAAACAGAAUAAAAAUACAUAACUCAAACCGUUUUAUACAUAAUUCGUGUCUUCCACCAUUCAUUAUAUAGCCUCGGUUGAGGCGAAACAAUUAACCGAAGAGCGCUCAGAACCCACGAAUGGUAUGAGGUAUUUCCUCGAACCAAAGUCUGUUCGUGUCUUUGGGUUCUGAGCGUGUGAUGACGGCCAUGUUUUAAGGUAGACUAAUAGGCCGCGGGACUUCACUCUCAAACUUGUGGAACAGGAACCGGCUAGAAGUCUGUACGAAUCCCUGCUCCGUCGCUGGAAGUCUCCGGUGUUUGAGAGGCGAAUGAAGACUGCCGGGAGGGGGUACUUAACCUGCGGUUAACCGCAGAAACCAACAUUCUAAUUGGAGCCACACGCCAGGCUGUAGGUGGCCCUUUGUUCGGUACCCAUUCGGUAGUUAGAGUAUCGGGUGAUGGGGCACGAACGUGGACUUCCUGCUGUCGUCAAUUAGGUUGCGGUUAACCGCAGACCGCAACUCUCUGGGCGAUUAAGUAGAGACACACUCCGCUCGUAGGGUGGUCGGCCGUUCGGCUGUUCCCGGGGUGACCGGGGUUAAGUGGCGGCACACGCCAAGAUCCUGGUGGUCUGCCGUUCGUAUCACGAAUAGCCCGUAGGCCCGUAGUUCAGGAGUUAGGUAUCAAAUCCCAAUAUUGUAGUCAAACUCUGGGUGAAAUGUAGCAAUGAAUAACAUUCGCUUCUGAGUUGUAGCGAUCCAAUGACAGUAACCAAUAGUUUGUAACAGCCAAUUCAAACCAUUGUGGGGAAAUCUAUUCACAAAUCGGACUCUACAUAGGACACGAGGUCAUGCGUUUAGACUGGAAGAAAGAAGAUUUUGUCUAAGGCAAAGGAAAGGUUUUUUUACUGUACGAACAAUUAGGAUGUGGAAUUCUCUGCCUGAAGAAGUGGUUUUAUCAGAGUCCAUACAGAUGUUCAAACAGCUACCAGAUGCAUACUUGCAAAAACAGAAUAUUCAAGGAUAUAAUCUUUCAAUGUAGGGUUAUAACUGCUUGAUCCAAGGAUACAUCUGACUGCCAUUCCUCGGGUCAAGAAGGAAUUAUGUUCCUAGCUUGUUGCAAAAUUAGAAGUGCUUCAAACUGUUUUUUUUUUACUUCUUUUGGAUCAACAGCAAAAAACAAAGGUGGGGAAGGCUGAACUUGAUGGACGCAAGUCUCUUUUGAGCUAUGUAACUAUGUAACUUGAAAUGAGAAAAAGAGAAAAGGUAGAUCCACACAGUCACAAUAACAUGUGAAGUUGUAGAGUCUAUCUUAUAAGUAGCCUACCUCAGAGCUACAAGGUAGGGGUUAACCCCAAAAAUAAUAAAUAAAACAAAGAGACCCUUGAAACAAGGGGAUCCCAAAAGUAGCUCUGAACACACAGAAGAAACAUAUGUGAUUACCAGAUAAUAGGAGAGAGAAGGGGGGGAGGGGGAUCACAUGUAAAUGGAUAAAAGGAUGGUAAAGGUGGAAGGGAGUUGACAAAGUAAACCCUAUCUUCACCUUUUACCACCCACAGCUUACUAUCUAUUAAAUAUCCCCAAAAUCCACAACAAAAAAUGACACAAUGUAUGGUGAGAGAUAAAAAAGGGGUCCAACCACUCCUCCCAAUAUGAAUGGUAAGGCCUCCUAGAUCUCAGGAUACACAGGCUGAGUGGACUGAUAAGAACUAGUAACCCCCCAAAAAUAUGUAGUGCCCCCACUAACGUUAGGCAGACAAAUGGAAUCCUGUAAACUAAAUGGGGUAGACAGACCAAGUGUAGACAAACCCCGUGCCAAGUCCAGAGAAUCCCCACAGGACUAAAGCUGCCUGCCUAAAAAUCUUAUACAAGCUGGUAAACUAACUGACUUAACCCAACAUUCUGACUACCUAAGUGCUACCUAGUGUAAAAUAAAAAUAAUAAAGAAAGAAAGCGCUCGAUGCACGUUUCAGCGUGAAUACAUGCCGUCGUCAGGAGCUAUUACAUGUGCAUGUCCCACUGAGCCGGUUAAGUACCUGCUUAAUCAGGGAGAAAUCCUUCCAGCUGAUCCGACGUGCUAAGCGGGGUGGGCGAGUGACGUAAAGUCAACACUCCCCCUUGCCGCGUCAUAUCUUAUGGUGUGUGACCAUUGGAGUAUAACAAAGUCAAUCACUGCAGGGGGAGGGUGCAUCGUCGGACACACCUCCCCUUGGCAUCGUGGCUGGCAUGAAGAUGAUUGACAGGUUACGAAAUUAAUUGUCACGCCUGCUGCCAGUGUUUAAAGGACCACUAUAGUGCCAGGAAAACAUACUCGUUUUCCUGGCACUAUAGUGCCCUGAGGGUGCCCCCACCCUCAGGGACCCCCUCCCGCCCGGCUCUGGAAGGGGAAAGGGGUAAAAACUUACCUUUUUCCAGCGCUGGGCGGAGAGCUCUCCUCCUUCCUCUCCGUUCGCCUCGCCGGGCUGAAUGCGCACGCUACGCGAGCUGCGCACAAGAUUCAGCCGUUUAUAGGAAAGCAUUUACAAUGCUUUUUAUGACGCUGGCGUUCUCACUGUGAUUUUCACAGUGAGAAGCACGCAAGCGCCUCUAGUGGCUGUCAAUGAGACAGCCACUAGAGGAUUAGGGGGAAGGCUUAACCCAUUCAUAAUUAUAGCAGUUUCUCUGAAACUGCUAUAAUUAUGAAAAAAUGGGUUAACCCUAGAAGGACCUGGCACCCAGACCACUUCAUUAAGCUGAAGUGGUCUGGGUGCCUAGAGUGGUCCUUUAAAACAUAGGCUGAAUGUCCCUAAGGUGAUAGAAAAGUUAAGGGGUAUAACUUAACCCCAUCAUAUCACAUAUCCUCUAUAUAUAGUGGUGCUAAUAGCAAUAGGAAUACCCCCUGCUGUUUAAAACACUAUAAUUACUAUUCCCUGGACAUUUAAACUUAGGAUGGUGAGAAGCCUAGCGAUCUAAGGCUUCCUCCAUCAGUCCAUUAGUAUAAAAGUCACACUAUGUGGAUGCUCACAUAACAAUAUAGAGGAGGGCAGAGGCUGCUCUCUAAUUAGGAGAUUUAGGCGGCCGCAUAAGGCCUCGCGCUUGCUGGGGCCUCGCGGCCGCCUAAAUCACCUUAGGGCAGACUGAACUGUCGGGUCCUCCGUUAAUGCCCGAGGACCCGACUGUGAGAGGGGGUCCGGUGGCUUGCCCAGUAUGCCGCCGGGUGGCCCCUCCACAUGGUCUGCCCACAGGGAGAGCCAGCCUCUGAUCUGCAGCUCCACCGAGUGCAGAGCUGCAGAUCACAUAAUGUGGUUCUCGCGAGCACAUAGAGCGUUGCCGCGGGUUACCACAGCAACCCUCUGACAGGCGCUCGCGAGAACAAGGUCUGCAGCUCUCGCGGAGCUGCAGACGGAACAGUUAUCCCACCGGACCACCAGGGACUGCUGUCACUGGACCACCAAGGACUUCAACCACCAGGGAAUUAUAUUACAAAACAAGGUAUUUUAGUGUGUGGAGGCUUGUCACAGCCUCCACACACACUGUCCCCAACACUGCCCACCCACCCUCACUGCCCCAACACUGCCCACCCACCUGCCCUCCCACCCUCACUGCCCCAACACUGCCCACCCACCCUCACUGCCCUGCCCACCCUCACUGCCCCUCCCACCCUCACUGUCCACCCACCCUCACUGUCCACUGCCCACCCUCACUGCCCCCACCCUCACUCUCCUGCCCCACCACUGCCCACCCACCCUCACUGUCUCCCACCCUCACUGCCCCAACACUGCCCACCCAAUUCCUCACUGCCUCAACACUGCCCUCCUCACUGCCCCGACACUGCCCUCCCACCCUCCCUGCCCACCCACCCUCAGUCUCCAACACCUGCCCUCCUCCCACCCUUACUGCCCUCCCCACCACUGCCCACUCCACCCUCACUGUCCCCACAUACACUGCCCCAUCAUUGCCCUCCCACCCACUGUCCCAACACUGCUCCUCACCCUCACUGUCCACCUACAUACACUGCCCUCCCACCCUCACUGCCCACCUACAUACACUGCCCCCAAAUUGCCCUCCCAUCCUCACUGCCCCCCACCCAUACUGCCCCCACACUACCUCACACCCCCACUGACCACCCACAUACACUGCCCUCCCACCCACACUGCCCUGCUCCCCACAUACCCUGCCACACACAUACCCUGCCCCAACAUACACUGCCCCGCCACCCACAUACCCUGCCCCCACACUGCCCUGCCAGUCACAUACCCUGCCCCACACGCUGCCCUGCCCACCACAUACACUGCACCCACAUUGCCCUGCUACCCAUAUACCCUGCCCACCACAUAUUCUGUCCCCACACUGAUGACCAUCACAUACACUGCCCCCCACACUGAUGACCACACUGCCCCCCACACUGACCACCACAUACACUGCCCCUAUAUACCCUGCCCACCACAUAUUCUGUCCCCACACUGAUGAUAUGCAUACACCUUUACACUGAUGACCACACUGCCCCCCACACAGAUACUGUCCCCCACACUGACCACCACAUACACUGCCCCCCACUAACCAUCACACUGACCACCAUAGACACUGUCCCCCACAUUGACCACCACAUACACUGCCCCCACACUAACCAUCAGACUGACCACCAUAGACACUGUCCCGCACAAUGACCACCACAUACCCUGACCCCACAUAACCUACCCCCCACAUUGACCACCACAUAACAUGCCCCCACACACCCUGCCCCCCACACUCUCUCCCACACACUCUGCCCCCACACAGUUUCUCACACGAAAUGUCCCCCACUGUCACACACCCUGCCCCCCACACUGUCACCAUCCUCCACACUGCUACCCCACACUGUCAUCUUCCUCCUCACUGUCACCCACUGACACUCUGCCCCCAAAACUGUCACAUUCCUCCACACUGCUCUCUCACCCUGUUACCCUUUCACACACUUGCACCCCAUAUUGUCAGCCCCCAACACUAUGUCACCAAUACAUACAGUCACCCCUCCCACACACUGCCCGUGCACACACUGUCACCCUUUCCAACACUGCCUCCCACACUCUCACCUACCCACCAUCAUAAUUCCACACACAUACAGCCACCCCCCACACUGUCACCCUGUCAGGAUACUGACAGGGAUCCAAUACGCAGAGUGCGGACAGAAGGAGGUACGUAUACCGGACCUUAGAAUGGCCGGACUAACGUAGGGACAAAGCAGAAUAGUCAAAAGGUAAGCCGAGGUCGAGGGAGCCGGAGGACAGGUAAGCGAGAUACAAGCCGAGUCAAAGGAGAGGAGAGGACAACAGGACAAAAGACAAGCAAGGGUCAAAACCUGAAACACAAGAUAAAGAACGCGCUGAGUGACUAGCAAGCUAGAACCACGACAGGGCAAUGAGCAGUAGUAAAGGUUUCCUUUAAAUACCCUGUACCUAAAUAGAGACCACGCCCCCAAAAGGUCCGGAAUAGCGGUUCUCGGCACUUUAUGCAAAUGCCGACGUCAUGACGUCGACGCUAGCCGUCGCGUCAUAAAAGGGGGAGGAGCUAGCGCGGCCGGCGCGAAAACGGCCGGAAUAUGCCGAAAUGCUAGGGGCAGGGAGCCCCUAAACAGAGAGGAUGUCUUCCCUGGAUUCAGCACCAACAGGUACCCUGACAGUACCCCCCCUUCUAGAAACGCCCACCGGGCGGAUGGGACCGGGCUUAGAAGGAAAAUGAACGUGGAAUGCCCGAAGAAGACGAGGGGCAUGCACGUCUAUACCAGGAACCCAAGACCUCUCUUCUGGACCAUAACCUUUCCAGUCUAUGAGGUAUUGCAGCUUCCCCCUAGAAAUACGAGAAUCAAGGAUGGACUUGAUGAUAUAUUCCUCCUGACCAUCCACACGGACCGAGGAUGGAGGAGCAGAGCGGGAGGAAAAUCUGUUACAAACAAGAGGUUUCAAUAACGACACAUGAAAAGAGUUAGGGAUGUGUAGAGUAGGAGGUAGAUCCAGCAAAUAAGAAACCGGGUUGAUCCUCCUCAGCACCCUGUAAGGACCAAUGUAACGAGGAGCAAACUUCAAGGAAGGGACUUUCAGGCGAAUGUGUCUGGUACACAACCAGACCCUAUCACCCGGAGAAAAAAUAGGAGCAGGCCGCCUACGCCUAUCAGCAUGUGACUUAAACACCGCGGAACUACGUUCAAGAAUUUGUCGAGUCUGAUCCCACAACUUUCUCAGGUUGGCUAUAUGAAUAUCAACCGACGGUAUACCCUGGGAAGGAGACACCGACGGAAGAACAGUAGGGUUAAAGCCAUAGUUCAAGAAAAAGGGGCUGUUACGAGUGGAACCACAAACAAGGUUGUUGUGAGCAAACUCCGCCCAAGGAAUCAGACCGACCCAGUCAUCCUGGUGUUCAGAAACAAAACAACGUAGAUAUUGCUCAAUUUUUUGGUUAGUGCGUUCGGCUGCUCCGUUAGAUUGAGGAUGAUAGGCCGAAGAAAAAUUCAGUUUGAUGCCCAACUGGGAACAGAAGGAUCUCCAAAAACGGGAAAUAAAUUGGGAACCCCUGUCUGACACAAUCUCAUUGGGAAUACCAUGUAAACGGAAAAUUUCUCUAGCAAAUAUCACGGCCAGUUCAGGAGAGGACGGAAGUUUAGGCAAGGGAAUGAAAUGAGCCAUUUUAGUAAACCUGUCAAGGACCGUGAGGAUAACCGUAUGCCUACUGGAAGCUGGUAGAUCAACAAUAAAAUCCAUAGCCAAACAAGCCCAAGGUUUGUUGGGAACGACUAAGGGCUGCAAUAAACCACAAGGGAGAUCCCGCGGAAGUUUAUUCCUGACACAAACAUUGCAAGCCUUGACAAAGUCUUCCACAUCCCUACGUAAACCGGGCCACCAGAAGUCUUUGGAGAUCAGGCAGUAAGUUUUGUGGAUGCCGGGGUGACCAGCGAACUUGCUAUCGUGAAAACAGCGAAUAAUGUCCACUUGGAAUUUGGGAGACACGAACAAGCGGCCCACAGGAGUACGUUCGGGAGCAAGAGAUUGUUCGUUCAUAAUAUCAGCGAGCAAUGGAGAGUGUAUUUUGACAUUGGUGUUGGCGAUAAUAUUGACUUCAGGAAUAAUAGGGAACAAAGUGUCCUCUGUAGAGGUGAUAGGUUCGUGCUGACGUGACAAAGCGUCUGCCUUAGUGUUCUUAGAACCAGGCCUGUAAGUAAGCAUAUAAUUAAAGUGUGUAAGGAACAUAGACCAACGUGCCUGCCUGGCAGAUAAUCUUUUGGCCUCCCCCAUAUACGAUAAAUUUUUGUGGUCAGUCAAGAUGGUAACUGGGAGGACAGUGCCCUCUAACAAAUGUCUCCAUUCCUUUAAUGCCAUAAUGAUAGCUAAAAGUUCUCUAUCACCAAUGUCAUAUCUCCUUUCAGUGUGUGAUAGUUUCUUGGAAAAAAAACCGCAAGGGUGCAGCGGCUUAUCUAAACUUUGUCUUUGGGACAACACUGCGCCUAUCCCUGUUUCAGACGCAUCAACUUCAAGUAAAAAGGGUAGAGAGGUAUCAGGAUGAACUAAUACAGGUGCUGAGGCAAAAGACUGUUUGAGCGUUUCGAAAGCAGAUAAAGCCUCAGUAGACCAGGUUUUGGUAUCGGCUCCUUGUUUGGUCAUAUUAGUGAUAGGAGCGAUAACAGAGGAGUACCCUUUAAUAAAACGUCUGUAAUAAUUAGAAAAUCCAAGAAAUCUUUGUAUGGCUUUGAGUCCCUUAGGUAAAGGCCAAUCUAAAAUCGAUUUUAGUUUGGUCGGGUCCAUCAUAAACCCGUCUUUGGAAAUUACGUAACCUAAGAAAGUUACCUGAGACUGGUCAAAGCUACAUUUUUCCAAUUUACAAUACAAUCCAUGUUGUAAAAGUUUCUGUAAUACCUUUCUGACUUGUCUAUGAUGUGAAUUAAUGUCUCUAGAAUGGAUUAGUAUAUCAUCCAAAUAUACAAUUACACAUUCAUGUUGGAAUUCUCUAAGAACUUCAUUGAUUAAGUCUUGGAAGACGGCCGGGGCGUUACAAAGCCCAAACGGCAUUACGGUAUACUCAUAAUGCCCGUAACGGGUAUUAAAUGCUGUCAUCCAUUCAUCUCCUUGUUUAAUUCGCACUAAGUUAUAUGCUCCUCUCAAGUCAAGUUUGGUAAAAAUACUUGAGCCCUUUAGUCUGUCAAAGAGUUCAGUAAUCAAAGGAAUAGGGUAAGCAUUCCUGAUAGUAAUUUUGUUCAAUCCCCGAUAGUCUAUACAAGGACGUAAGGUACCGUCUUUCUUUUCUACAAAAAAGAAACCCGCCCCCGCCGGAGAAGAAGACUUUCUAAUAAAUCCUUUGUCUAAAUUCUCCUUGAUGUAUUCCUCUAAAACUAAGUUUUCCUUGGUGGAUAGAGGGUAUACCGUACCCCUGGGAGGCAUAGUACCAGGGAAAAGUUUAAUAGAACAGUCAUAAGACCGGUGGGGAGGUAAAGUAUCCGCCUUACCCUUGUCAAAUACAGAUUUGAGGUCUAGAUAUUGUAGUGGUAUCUGAACGUCAGUGGAUUGAGAAGUGUUAGCAUAAGAGUUUACGGGGCAAACAGAAGUAACUCUCUGCAGACAUGCUUUCCUACAACCCAUACCCCAAGAAACGAUUUCUCCACCCUCCCAGUCAAUCUGAGGGUUGUGUCUCUUGAGCCAAGAAUAUCCUAGUACUACUGGGACUGCCGGGGAGGAAAUUAACAGAAGGGAAAUCAACUCCUCGUGGAAAAUACCAACAGUAAGCUUAACGGGUUCGGUCUCAUGGAAUAUUACUGGUUCAGAUAAAGGUCUACCAUCUAUGGCCUCAACGGCCAAGGGUGUAUCUCUCAAUUGGAAUGGGAUACAAUGCUUAUUAGCGAAAGUUUGGUCUAUAAAGCUUUCUGCUGCUCCAGAAUCUAAUAAUGCCAUCGUAGCAAUAAACCCCUUUUCCCAAGCUAGAGAGACAGGAAUCAGAAGCCUAUGGUCUUUUUUAUUAUGCAUAGAGGACAGUAAUGAAACACCCAAGGCCCGUCCUCUAAGGGAACUUAGGUGCGAGCGUUUCCCGGACGAUUAGGGCAACUAAGACGUAGGUGACCUCUCCGCCCGCAGUAUAAACAGAGACCCUCCCUUCUUCUGUACUGUCUCUCAGCCUCAGAUAAGCGAGUAUUACCUAUUUGCAUAGGUUCUGGUGGAGUAGGAUUAUAGGAGUCAGGGUUCUGAAAUGAGGGAGCGAGUCUUACAGGAAGUCUAGUAACUCUUUCCCGAGUGUUCUGCCUCUGUCUCAUGCGUUCAUCUAUUCUGGAAAUGAAGGAUACUAAAUCCUCUAAAUUUUCCGGAAGUUCUCUUGUGGCAAUUUCAUCUAGAAUUUCAUCAGACAACCCAUUCAAGAAUACAUCCAUAAAAGCUUGUUCGUUCCAUUUCACUUCUGCUGCCAAUGAUCUAAACUCUAGAGCAUAUUCUACAAGGGUCCUAUUCUGUUGUUUAAGGCGUAACAGGGAUCUGGCCGCAUUAAUCUUCCUUCCUGGGGGGUCAAAGGUUCUUCUAAAAGCCGUGACAAAAGCAGUGUAGUUGUAGACUAAAGGAUUGUCAUUCUCCCAAAGGGGAUUGGCCCAUCUAAGUGCUUUAUCUAUUAGCAGGGUUAUAAUAAAGCCUACCUUAGCCCUGUCAGUGGGGUAAGCCCGGGGUUGAAGUUCGAAAUGUAUGCUUAUCUGGUUUAAAAAACCACGACAAGCAUCAGGCGAACCCCCAUAUCGUAAUGGUGAAGUGACAUGGGAAGAUGCGCCUACAGUGGCUACUUCCAAACCAGUACUUAGCGAGUGGCUGGCAGUGGAACGUAUUUCUUCAGACUGGGUACUGGAGCGUGUUAACAAAGUUUGUAAUGCUAAAGCCAUUUGGUCCAUUCUAUGGUCCAUGGCCUCAAAUCUGGGGUCAGGAGGACUAGCACCUGCAGGAUCCAUCAUGGCCCUGUCGUAAUGUCAGGAUACUGACAGGGAUCCAAUACGCAGAGUGCGGACAGAAGGAGGUACGUAUACCGGACCUUAGAAUGGCCGGACUAACGUAGGGACAAAGCAGAAUAGUCAAAAGGUAAGCCGAGGUCGAGGGAGCCGGAGGACAGGUAAGCGAGAUACAAGCCGAGUCAAAGGAGAGGAGAGGACAACAGGACAAAAGACAAGCAAGGGUCAAAACCGGAAACACAAGAUAAAGAACGCGCUGAGUGACUAGCAAGCUAGAACCACGACAGGGCAAUGAGCAGUAGUAAAGGUUUCCUUUAAAUACCCUGUACCUAAAUAGAGACCACGCCCCCAAAAGGUCCGGAAUAGCGGUUCCCGGCACUUUAUGCAAAUGCCGACGUCAUGACGUCGACGCUAGCCGUCGCGUCAUAAAAGGGGGAGGAGCUAGCGCGGCCGGCGCGAAAACGGCCGGAAUAUGCCGAAAAUGCUAGGGGCAGGGAGCCCCUAAACAGAGAGGAUGUCUUCCCUGGAUUCAGCACCAACAGGUACCCUGACACACCCCCCACGUGCUGUCAUGCUCCCUUCACCCAGCCUUGCUCACAUUAACAUCUCCUAAUCUUGUCGCUCUCACCCCGUCCAUCCAUACCACAAUUACCGGGCCCUCGCUCUUCUACACUCACCCUAUCACAUUAAUCCCCCUAAUCCUAUCACACUCAUCUUCUCUCAUUAUGUCACACUCACCCCCAACCCUGUCACACUCAUCCUUUUUCACAUUAACCCUUUCACUUGGGCCCAGCCAUGCCACACUCAUCCUGUUACAUAAUCCUGUCCGACUCACUUUCCCUCGCCUUGUCACACUCCCUCCUCCAGCCGUGCAACACAUAACCCAUAACCCUGUCAAACUCAUCCCCCUUCACCCUAUCACAUUAACUUCUGUCCUGUCACUCAUCCUGCCAAGCCACGCCACACUCACCCUGUCACAUAACCCUCCCUCACCUCCCCUUCGCCCUGUCACACUUUCUCCUUCAACUGUGCCACACUCACCCCAACAGUGAAUACAGAGACUAGCUCUCUGUAUCCAGCGCUGCAAGCCUGUCAUACAUUAUAACAGCUCAUUAUACACACGACCCCUAUAUGUUUUUUUACUAUGAGUGUUAGUGGGGGGCCUCUUGUUUGAGUUUCGCCUAAGGCCUCAUAAAGUCUAGAGCCGCCACUGGAGUAGGGAUUAUACAUAAUUGACCCUCUAUAGUAUUAAUAGAGUGUAUACUGAAGCUAGUUGGUUGCUAAAUUCUAAACUCAAUGUGACUCACACUAUGAAAAGUGAGACAGAAAAAGUUCCAGUAUAACAAUGUUCUUAUGCUGAGUAUAAUAGAGUAUAGAAAAAAAAUCACCAUUUAGGGUUUAGGUUUAACUAUUAAUACUGAGUGGUCUUAAGUAAUGACAACCAUUUAGAUCAGCCAUAUAAUAUAAUCAGGUCAAAACCGGUUGGGAUCUAUGCAACUAAUUAAUGAAAAAUAAAAUAAACUUUAUUUACAUAUAAACAUAUUUACAGACAGCGAUUAAAAUAAGGUAGAACAGGUGGGUAUAUAUAUUCUGUUGAUGGAAAUACCUACAAGUCUACAGAAAUGAUGAAAAUGAAAAACCUUCGUUUAGUCCCUGUGGUGAAAGUGUUUUCAGUUUAUAUAUCCAGUAAGAUUCUCUUUGCUUUAGCUUACGAUCCCAAUCCCCUUUGCGUUGGGUUUGGGUUAUGAGUUCUAUGCCCAUAAAGCGUAUCUUACUGGAUGAGUUGGCAUGAUGUGCCUUGAGAUGCCUUGAGAUGGGAGUUUCCAAUUUCCUUCUAACUGAAUUGACAUGUUCUCUAAUACGGAACUUAAAAGGACGGAAGGUCUUUCCGACAUAAUUCCGCAGGAACGUGUCAAAAGAUAAAUCACUCCGACACUUGAAGAAGGUCUGUACAGAAUGAAGGUCCUGGUUCAAACUGUCAGAAAAAACCCUGGUUUCCUUGGCUAUAUAUUGGCAGGCACUACAAUGGCCACACCUGUACGUGCCUUUAGGUAGAUAUAGUUUAGGAGAACUACUGGGGGGGCCAAAAUGACUAGGUACCAGUAGGUCUUUAAAGUUCUUCCCUCUUCAUGCCGUAACAGAAGGGAAUGGUGAGAUAACUGACUUAAUAUGAACAUCUGAUGUCAGAAUUGGCCAGUAUCUACCAAGGAUUAACAACAUUGUAUGCCAACCUGCAUCAUACGUCCCAAUACAUCAAAUCUGAUGGCUUGGGAGUGAAGUUCAAUCCUGAAGAAGGUUCACUCUAUCCGAGUUCAGUGCCCUAGAGUAUGCCCUUUUAAGGACUCUAUUGGGGUACCCUUUAUCUUUGAAGGAUUUUUGUUGGCUGCCAGCCUUUAUUUUGAAAUCUUUAAGGGUUGAACAAUUUCUGUGCAACCGCAGGUACUGCCCAAUCGGGAUAUCUGCGUUAGAGGGGUAAGGGUGGUAACUAUCCCAAUUAAGAAAGCUAUUUGUAGCUGUUUUUUUACUGUACAAUGUUGUAGAGAUUCGACCAUCCUCUUGUAGUGACAGGGUAAUAUCUAAGAAGUUUAGAUGUUUACCCCCAACCUCGCUGGUAAAAUGUAGAUUCAGUUCGUUCACAUUCCACAGCCGUACAAACUCGUUAAAGUCAUCUACUGAACCCAGCCACACUAUGAGCACAUCGUCGAUGUAACGUUUCCAACAAUGUAUUUGUGUCAGAUAUUGGGUCAGACGCUCAUCAAUUUGGAGAUUGUUUUCCCAUGUGCCCAAGUACAGGUUCGCGUAUGAAGGGGCGCAUGAGGUGCCCAUUGUCGUGCCCAUAAUCUGAUGGUAAAUCACACCAUUAAAGAGGAAGACAUUUUUGGUAAGCACAAAGCUAAGAAUUUUGCAGGCGAAGUCUAUGUACUCUGGAGAGAAUUUAGACUAUAGCUGUAAAGUGAGUCUAAGGUUCUAAAUCCCUAAGGUGUGUGUGGGAUGGAACUGUAGAGAGAUUCUACAUCACAACUAUACAAUAGUGCCUCCUUGGGUGCAGUAGUGCUCUCUAUAAGUUGUAGCAUUUGUUUUGUAUCCCUCACAAAGGAGGGAAGUGUUGAUACAAGUGGGGCCCAUUAUCUUGUCAAGGUAUAUGCUCAUAUUUUGAGUCAAAUUACCUAUGCCAGAGACUAUCGGUCGCCCAGCAGGGUUAGUCAUAGACUUAUGAAUUUUCGGGAGACUGUAAAACAUGGAUGUCAUGGGAUAUCUUGUGAACAUAAAUUCAAACUCAUCUUUUGUAGUGAGUUUAUUAUCAAGUGCUUGAGAUAAUAAGCUUUUCACUUCAAUAAUAUAUUCACUAGUGGGAUCAUUUUGUAAAGUUUGGUAUGUCUUGGUGUCACUCAAGAGACGGUUAACCAUGGAUAUGUAUUGAGGGCGAUCCAUUACAACUAUGUUUCUUCCCUUGUCGGAGGGUUUGAUAAUUAUAUUCAUAUUGGUGCGUAGGGAUUUUAGAUUUCCGCUAGACUUAAAAUCCAGAUCAUUAGAGUUUAUUUGUUCAAUAUCCCUACAUACCAUUUCCAAGAAUACUUCCACACUUUUGUAAUCCUUAAAAUGAGGUGUAAAUGUGCUCUUAGGUUUUAAAUCUGUUAAGGGUACAUUAGCUGGUCUCGCAUCCUCAUUACAUUGUAAUAACUCAAUCAACGUAACUAAGUCUUGUGCUUUCUGUUCUUUCCUAAUAGUGUAGUAUUUGAAUAGGGCCAAUUUGCGGGCAAAAAGAUGUAGAUCCUUGGUCCAAAUAAAUUUAUUAAAUGGAGGAAUAGGCACAAAAGUAAGGCCUUUCUACAGGACUGAAAUUUCUGUCUCUGAUAGAGUGAAAGAGGAAAUAUCUACAAUUUUCAAAUCAUCAGGACCUAAUUUCGGUACCUCCAUUGGCCCCUGCUCCUUUGAGACUGCCUGGUACUUGGGCCUUUGAGUUCCUUGGCCUGUCUAAAAAAUCCACCCCUUAGCGUACUAUGCUUUUAGGGGCUGGAGGUUGGGAGAUUUGGAUGGAAGAGGUGGCCAGGUCAUGCUCCUCAUUGUCAGUUGACUCAUACUCUGAAGUGCUGAACCGGUCAGAGUCCGUCCUUACUCUUUUUUUAAAAUGACGGUAUACCCUGCCAGUCUCAAAGUCAGUAGAAUCUCUUAAAAUGUUCUGAUGUUUUUUGGUCUUAAUUUGGUAUGAGAACUUGUCUAGAUUGUUUUUAAGCUUAACUUCAAGACUCAGAGGGUCUGUAUUAUAUUUUUGGACCGCUUCUAUCUCAGUGUCUAGUUCCUGCUGUAUCUUAGUAAGUUGUAAGUUCUCAUACUUACAAAUAAUGGACAUUAAUGUUGUGAAUCAUUUAGACGCUGCCUCCUACCAUUCCUUAUUAAAGCCUUGAAUUUCUAUAUUCCUAAAAGGGGGUACGAAAACUCUUAGCCCUCUCGGGAUGAUUUGUUUAGCAAUAUACGUGUUUAGGGUAGAAAUUUCCCAACUAGUCUUAAUUUGUUUUUUGAAAGUCCUGGUUAGCUUAUUAAAACUUGUAUGUAUAUUGAGGGAAAAAGAGGAUGGGAGGGAGGUACUAUUCGAAAACACAACAUCAGCAUCUAUACACCACUGUUGAGCAUCCAUUUUAUUGGACAGAAAACCUGCCAUUUUGGAUAUGUUAAUAAACAGGGGACAAAUAAUACAAAGUAGACUAGGUACAGUGAUGGUAGGCUAAAUGGUGCAAUAACACGUUAGGCAGACAAAUGGAAUCCUGUAAACUAAAUGGGGUGUAUUCAUGCUGAAACGCGCGUCGAGCGUUUUCUUUCUUUAUUAUUUUUAUUUUACACUAGGUAGCACUUAGGUAGUCAGUAUGUUGGGUUAAGUCAGUUAGUUUACCAGCUUGUAUAGGAUUUUUAGGCAGGCAGCUUUGUCUACACUGGGUCUGUCUACCCCAUUUAGUUUACAGGAUUCCAUUUGUCUGCCACUACAUUUUUUUUUUUUUGUUACUAGCUCUUAUCAGUCCACUCAGCCUGUGUAUCCUGAGAUCUAGGAGGCCUUACCAUUUAUAUUGUGAGGAAUGGUUGGACCCAUUUUUAAUCUCUCACCAUACAUUGUGUCAUUUUUUGUUGUGGAUUUUGGGGAUAUUUAAUCCCUCUCCAAUAGAUAGUAAGCUGUGGGUGGUAUAAGGUGAAGAUAGGGUUUACUUUGUCUACUCACUUCCACCUUUACCAUCCUUUUACCCAUUUACAUGUGACCCCCCCUUCUCUCUCCUAUUAUCUGGUAAUCACAUAUUUUUCUGCUGUGUGUUCAGAGCUACUUUUGUGAUCCCCUUGUUUCAAGGGUCUCUUCAUUUUAUUAACUAUGUAACUUGUUUUUGUUGACCAACAGUUACAUUGGACGGGUUGGCUGAAGCUAAAUUGUAAACAAAACUGAAAUUCUAUAAAUGAAACAAAAGUAAUAAAUAUAUAAAACAACUAAGAUUUCGACUAUGUUAACUCACUUUGGAGGUGGCUCUGCAACACCUGUUACUAAGUUCAUCUCCCCUAAAUAUGUUGAUUGGACCCCUAAUGUGUCUAUGGGCACAUUAAAGGGACAUUAUAGUCACCAGAACCACUAAGGUUUAAGGUAGUGGUGACUGUAGUAUGUCCAUGCAGGCUCGGCAAUAUAAACACUUUUAUAGAGAAAAAGCAGUGUUUGCAUUGCUUCCUAGGGUCUGAAUGACUGCCACUAGAUGUGCUUGUUAGUUCAGUGCUGAACUGUGUGCAGCACAUACAGUCAGCAUCUCCACGCUAUGCACAGAGAUACUGAACGCUUCCCAUAGAGAUGCAUUGAUUCAAAUUGGAGAAUAAAACAACCUUUUUACUCCACAGAGAGGGGGUCCGGAGAUCUAAGCAUCUAAGCCAACACUAUAGUUUCAGGAAUACAUUUUUAUAUUCCUAACACUAUAUUGCUCCUUUAAGGGUUGUUGUAGCCCUGACUAACAGUUGACUACUCAGGACUGCUGCUUCGCGGUGCUCUCCACACAAUGCCACUAGUGCAGCCAAGCACAAUACUAGGUACUUGAAUAACCAAGAGUAUAGACAUAUUAUAGAUAAAUAACAGACAGUAUAGACAUAUUAUGGACAUAUAACAGACAUUAUGGACAUAUUAUAGAGUUUAGUUGACCAUUGAAUUUGCUAAAUAAACCUCUAUCGCACAGGAUGGGUAAGGAGUGAAGUUGGCAAAGAAGCCAUGGACCCCUUUUUCUGCUUGAUUUAUUAGAAAAACUCUCAUUGUACCACAUAUUGCACGCGACACUUGUUGUUAGAGGCGUCUUGAGACCCUCGGACAAUUUUGCAAAUCUUACUGAGCUUUGGACACUAUUUUAUCAGGGGUACUUAGCUCCCACUUGGUUAAAAGGAUCCAAUUAGUAUUUCUUCUCAGUUUGUGACAAGCUGGUUACCAAUCUGCAAUACCCAACUUGUCCAGCAAAAUGUGAACAAAUAAAAUCUGAAAACUUGGGGCAAAAGCAAGUGGCAUCAGCUGAUAACAUAUAACUGAGCUCUGCUUUUCAUUUCUCAUAGGUGGACUUAAAGGGGCAAACUUAGCACCAUAACCACUACAGCCUGUUAUAGUGAUUAUGAUGCUAAGAAACUACAGGUUCAUAAUCCCUUGAUUCUGGGUCACAUUGUAUUUUGAGUAGUGAUUAUGGUGCUUACUUUUACUUUGGAGCAAUGGGACAGGUAACUGCUAGUGUGAACUCUGAUCUCUGCUCUUCAAAACCACUACAUCCACAAAAAAGAGGGCCUUCUCACCACAAAUUACAUCUGCGCUGCUGUGCUGGAGCCUCAUUAUUACGAAUGUUGUGUGGAUAUGUCAUAAAUAAACUUUGCUGGGUGCAGCUGCAACAAAAAAAUGUUUAUGCCAACUGCAUGCUGGCAGGUUUAAUCAUGAACCCAGAUUUUGCCGCAAUGGCAGUUCUUCUAUUUACUGAAGCAGGGGUAGGCACCCUUCAUCACUGCAGAUGUUGUGGAAUACAUCUUCAAUAAUGCUCUUGUAGCCUUAAUGCUGGCAAAGAAUACGUUCACAACAUCUGGAGUGCUGAAGAUUGCCUGUACUUAGGCCAAUUAAGCCUGCGCAAAUCUGCAGCAAUCGAUCAGAUGCAUUCGGUGUGCGGAUUAAAAUCAGUGCUUUCGCAUUCUAAAUAUUCACAAAGCACCGGUUUUAAUUCAAUUCGGAACCAAACUUUCUCAAAUUGUUGUUUACAUGUUUUUUUUGCAAGUGAAUGAUAAUUCUAUUUGCCCAUCGGCAGCACUAACAGCCUGCAGGCAAAUAGUAAAAAAAACUUGUCGGUGUGAGGGUUAAUAUGUGGCAGCUUGCCAGCACCACAUGGCAGAUAGAGGCAUAUCUGCUAAAAAUUAGGGUGAGGGUGGUAGGUAGGGUUUUUAAUUUUAAUGGAAUGUGGCUAGCCAACUGGGGGCCCCAUAUCAGUAUUUGGGAGGUGGGGGUAGACAUUGACUCUUUGUAUAAUUAGUUUGUGAUUGAAGCAUUUCUCAUGAUGCUCAUUUAACCUAAAAGGCUUCCCUGCUUUAGUGUUAUACUGGUGGUAGGUAUAUUUUAUUUACCAAAUGAUGGGUUUGUGCACUCUGUUCUGGCAUAACUUGUGGGUACUGUUUCAGUAAAUAUUAAGCAAAUUGCAAGCUAUCCAAAUGUCCUGGAUGUUCCUAUAUGCUGCUGCUAGACAUUAAUGAUGAUUUAUGGUCAUGGAGCUUUCACUGCUGCAGAUGAGUUGCACAAUGCUGUCAGACCUAACUAGCUGUUUGCAAUGUACCCAGACAUGAAGAUAGAUUGCCAGGUGUACACACCAUACCGUUUUCUUAUUUACAAAAUGUGACAUGAUAGAGCUGCAUUAUGAAACAUUUUAUUAUUUUUCCUUGCUUUUACAUAAUGGUAUAAAUAUUCACGUCACAGAAAAUAAAAAAAAUAAAAAACAGACACCAGGCUUGAUAUGGCAGCGUGUUUAUUUGUUCUUGCAAUGACAUCAUGAAUUGGAAUAACCUUACAGGUCUAAAAAUGUCCUUCAAGCCUUCAGUAACCACCUGCAGCUUACUCACAUUAAUAACCAAUGGUGCACACAAUUCUGAUUAUUCUUUGAGAAUCCUGUCAGUGUUACACUUAUUUAGCUACUUGGGUGGUGAUUCACCAGUAAUGAAUAUACACACAUAUAUCCAAGAAACCAUGAAUAUAUAUAUAUAAUUAUGUUAUUACUUUUUUAUGUAUAUGAAAAAUAGGAUGAAGCCAAAUGAUAGUUUUUGAUAGUAUAGUGCAGGGGUGGCCAAAAGGUAGAUCCCCAGAUGUUUUAAAACUACAAUUUCCAUGAUACUUUGUCAUUCUAAAAACAUUCUAAAGGCAUACAAAGCAUUAUGGGAGUUGUAAUUCUACAACAUAUACAUUUUGUGCAUCCCUGGUAUAAUGUAUGGAUAACAUAGUAUAUAGAUAAUGUGUGCUGCUAAAACCAACAUUAUGUAUGUUUUUUUUAGCCAUUCACACCACUUUAUUUAUUUAUCUGCUCUGUUAUUCCACAUCCCUUCGUGUACACACUAUACACUGGUCUCUCUGCAAAUGGUAGAAUGUGUUGUAGAGCAGUAAAAUAUGACCAGUCCCAAUAAUAGUGUUUCUAAUCACCCCACUCAUUGGGGUUUGGAGGAUGUUCUUUUGGGACUAGUGUGCUGUAUUCACCAUUGUCAGGCCCUGUCUGGUUGUAAUAAGCCAGAUCCCAUUUGCCUUUUUCUGGGAUGGAAAUCCUCUUAGUUCCAUAGGGUCUGUAUUAGGCUUAAUCUCCUCUUUGAGCUUUAACAGUUGACUAAUUGCUAACCCAUAUCGUUUCCUCACUUUGUUGUCAUUAAUGCUAAUUAAUAGGACUCUGGUCUGUAUGUCCUUGGUUUGUAUUCCCAUAUCCUUAUCUUUCUAUGUGUUCCAGUUGCAUAAUGGGAUCAGCUGGACACUGAUGGCAUUGCACAGACCGUGAUACUAGCAUGGGCAUGUAACUGACACUGUCAGGUGUAGGUGGCUGUAGCUGGCACAUCAAGUCGCCAACAUCUGUAGCACCUUAUAUGGUACCUGCAGUAGCAGCAUGCAAAUGUCACGGGUCUCAGCCACAUGUUUUCUCUAAUUGUUAAAGAUUUCCAAUAUAUGGUUGUUGUCAUGUCCCUGACAGAUUUGUUUAAGUGUGUUGUGUAUGUGUGGAGAUCACUGUGGCAGUAUAGAUACAUUUUUAGUGUGGUCCCUUCUUGUACCAGGAGCGUAGCUUUGUUAUAAUGUGUAGAGUCUCUGGGCACUGUUUUUUUUUUUUUUCUUGAAGCACACUCCAGUGUGAAUCACCUUGCACACAGGAUAUGGGAGUACAGAACAUUUUCAUGUAUUAUGUUAGAGCACUAUGUCCUUUAAUAUACAAAUAUAUAUUAUUAUUAUUAUUAUUAUUAUUAUUAUUAUUGCCAUUUAUAUAGCGCCAACAGAUUCCUUAGCACUUUACAGUAUUAUGAGAGGGGGGAUUUAACUAUAAAUAAGACAAUUACAAGAAAACUUACAGGAACGAUAGGUUGAAGAGAGCCCUGCGUAAACAAGCUUACAAUCUAUAGCAUAUAUACACACAGCUGACGUCAACUAAAAUAAUAUUUGUUUUAAAGCUGAAAACUUGUUUUUGAUAAGGUUACAUUUUACCUAGAUUACUAAGCAUCAUUGAAUUGUUUUAAUUUAAUACAUUGCUCCAAAGCUUCUGUGAAAAGUAGUUGUAAAACUGUGGCGAAAAAUUGCUAAACCUCCCCCAUAAUGUUUUAUUACGGAUGUGAUCACUGUAUUGUACUAUUUUCAGGUUUCUUACGUUCUGUUUUAUGGGCAUUGACACUUGAUUACAUGUUGGGAGACAGCAGUAACAACUUCCAAAUGUUUAAAUUCCACAUUUAGGAUCACAUCUAGACUUGUUAUUACUGAACUAAUGGUGCGACAACACACUCCUGACCAUACUAUUGGCAAAUUAUUUAUUUCUCACUAAAAUGGAGGCUCUUUGUCUAAAAGAAUGCUUAGCUCAGUGUUUAUGGAUGUAAAUAUCCUCAAACUAAAGGAACACUAUAAUGUCAGGAAUACAAAAAUUUAUUGUGUUUAACUAUUUAGGGAACCGUCCCCUCUUCGAUCACAAUAACAAGGUAAUUUUACUCACAUUUUCUCCCACUCCAGGCAAGUCUCCCCGCGCCUGGCCCCGUCUUGCUCUGCCUUCAUGGCUGGGAUCAUCAGUCUUGGUGAUAUCAGCCAAUCCAAUGCACUGGGAGGCAAUUGCGCAUGCGCAGUAAAAUUCUAUGCUGCACCAGUCAGCAUCUCCUCAUUGAGAUGGAUUGAAUCAAUGCAUCUCUAUGGAGUUCAUCAUCUUCAUGUUGAGUGUCGAGAAGCUGAACGCCAGUGCUGCACACUGCGCAGCACUGAGACAGGAAGCACAUCUAGUGGCCGUCUGAUGGCUGUACAAUACAGUGAUCACAUACGCAAUAAAACAUUAUGGAGGUGGUUUAUCAUUUUUUCGCCGCAGUUUUACAUCUAAUUUUCACAGAAGCUUUGGAGCAAUGUAUUAAAUCUGUCAAAUGUUUUCAUCUAUUACUUCUUUUUCUCUCUAACCGUCAUCUCUGAAUAUACAGGGCCUUGCAAAAGUAUUCACCCCCCUUUGCAUUUGUCGUGUUUUGUUGCCUCACAGCCUGGAAUUAACAUGGAUUAUUUGAGGAUUUGCAUCAUUUAAUUUACAGAACAUGCCUACAACUUUGAAGAUGUUAUUUUUAUUUUUUAUUUUUUUAUUGUGAAGCAAACAACAAAUGGGACAAAAUAACAGAAAAAGUCAAUGUGCAUAACUAUUCAUGCCCCUAAAGUCAAUACUUUGUAGAGCCUCCUUUUGCGGCAAUCACAGCUCCAAGUCGCUUUGGAUAAAUCUCUAUGAGCUUGCCACAUCUUACCACUGGGAUUUUUGCCCAUUCCUCCUUGCAAAACUGCUCCAGCUCCUUCAAGUUGGAUGGUUUGCGCUUGUGAAUCUUUAAGUCUGACCAGAGAUUUUCUAUUGGAUUGAGGUCUGGGCUUCGACUAGGCCAUUCCAACACAUUUACAUGUUUCCCCUUAAACCACUCAAGUGUUGUUUUAGCAGUGUGUUUGGGGUCAUUGUCCUGCUGGAAGGUGAACCUCCGUCCUAGCCUCAAAUCACGCACAGAGUGGUACAGGUUUUGCUCAAGAAUAUCCCUGUAUCUAGCACCAUCCAUCUUUCCCUCAACUCUGACCAGUUUCCCAGUCCCGGCUGCUGAAAAACAUCCCCACAGCAUGAUGCUGCCACCAUCAUGUUUCACUGUGGGGAUGGUGUUCUUUGGGUGAUGUGAUGUGUUGGGUUUGCGCCAGACAUAGCAUUUUCUUUGAUGGCCGAAAAGUUCAAUUUGAGUCUCAUCAGACCAGAGCACCUUCCUCCAUACAUUUUGGGAGUCUCCCACAUGCCUUUUCGCAAACUCAAAACGUGCCAUUUUGUUUUUUGCUGAAAGUAAUGGCUUUCUUCUGGCCACUCUGCCAUAAAGCCCAACUCUAUGGAGCAUAUGGCUUAUUGUAGUCCUAUGUACAGAUACUCCAGUCUCUGCUGUGGAACUCUGCUGCUCCUCCAGGGUUACAUUAGGUCUCUGUGUUGCCUCUCUGAUUAAUGCCCUCCUUGCUCAGUCCGUGAGUUUUGGUGGGCGGCCGUCUCUUGGCAGGUUUGCUGUUGUGCCAUGUUCUUUCCAUUUGGUUAUGAUAGAUUUGAUGGUACUCCUGGGGAAGCAUCAAAGAUUUGGAUAUUUUUUUAUAACCUAACCCUGACUUGUACUUCUCAACAACAUUGUCCCUUACUUGUUUGGAGAGUUCCUUGGUCUUCAUGGCAGUGUUUGUUUAGUGGUGCCUCUUGCUUAGGUGUUGCAGCCUCUGGGACCUUUCAAAAAGGUGUGUAUAUGUAAUGACAGAUCAUGUGACACUUAGAUUGCACACAGGUGGACAUCAUUUCACUAAUUAUGGGACUUCUGAAGGUAAUUGGUUGCACCAGAGCUUUUUAUAGGCUUCAUAACAAAGGGGGUGAAUACAUACGCGCAUGCCAAUUUUCUGUUUAAUAUUUCUAAAAAAUAGUUUUAUGUAUAUAUUUUUUCACUUCACCAACUUAGACUAUUGUGUUCUGAUCCAUCUCAUAAAAUUCAGAGUAAUAAAACAUUGAACUUAAGGCUGUAAUGUAACAAAAUAGGUAAAAAGUCAAGGGGGGGUGAAUACUUUUGCAAGGCACUGUACGCCACUACUGGCAAUGCAACAGUUUUAUCCAUUAACCUGUAGUGGUUCUCAUGACUAUUGUCUCUUUAAAGUUUACAGUCUGAACUUUGUUCUCUUAUUAACAGUUAAAAUCCAAAGUUCUCUAGUACAUAGCCAAAACAAAACGUGUGUCACCGUGUAAAUACAUAUAAACUGCAAUGUAUAUUGCAAAUAUGAAGCUCAGAUUGUUUUUCAGUGUGUCUAUUAUAUGUAAACAUGCCACUUUAUCACCUGCACUUUACUUCAUCCACAGCAGAUACUUGUCACAGUUCUGCCCUUGCUGCACAUCUUCUCUCGAAUAACGGAAUGCACGCGCUCCUCUAGUUAAUUGGAGCAUCACUCAAGAACCUUCUUCCUGAAUUAAGAAGUAGUGCCCUGGGCUCUUGGCAAAAAUGAGAAGGGUCGCAUAAAUUUGUUUUAAAAAAAUGAUUUUUUAAAAGUAUUUUUCAACAAAGACAAAAGCUUGUUAUAUUAAGGUAGAUCCUCACUGAAUUAACUGAUGGUUUGUUUGUACUGUUAACCAAAUGACAUUGAUUGUGUGCACUGUUACCAAACGUUAUUGAUUGUGUGCUGGGCUAUCAGCUAUGACUGAUGGUUUAUAUAAAAUGUUUGCACACAUCAGUGGUGGUUUUAAAUGUAGUGUUAUCAAACCUUUCAGAAAGAUUGCAAACAGUGUUAUCAAGUGCUAUUAAUGAUUAUUGGGUUGUGGAAUUAGACAAGGUGACUCUUUUCUAUCCACUAAAAGGCAAUGGAAUUAAUUAUUCCAGGUAACGCUAUAGUUACUGGCCUACAACUCGCUGUAACUGUAUGCUUGCCAUUAUACGAUUAUUAAUGUCACGUGUAGUCAAAUGUGGAUUUUUAGGUGGCUCAUUAAAAUGAUAUAUUUAUAUGAUAUAUUUAUAUACUAUACUAGCCCCUCAAUACACAAUAACAAAACCUGUUAACCUAGGAUUUAACUCUGUUGCAGACCGCUGUCCUAUCUCAUUUACGCUGUUUCUGAUCUAAUUGGACCUUAACCUAUUGACCAUUUAUCAUUUGGUUCUGUUUUGGAAGGUGUUGACUGAAUUGGACACUUUGUUUAUUUUAGAAAAAUAUCUUCACAUUUUCAAGACUCUUUUCUUAGGAUUUUGUAAGAGUCUCUGUUACUUGGAGUGCAGAACAAAGAAUAAUAUUUUAGUUUCCUCUCAUCUUUACUGGUAUCCUAUGAAGCGGAUCAAAUUAAAGAAAAACAGGUAAUGAUGGCAAUCUGGUUAUGUAUGGAGAGGUUUAGGGAAUAAUUAGAGCGUGGAUACAAUGGAAAAACAAACACACGACUGAUAGAAAUUGUCCCCAAACAAAGGUAACAGCUUUAAUUCAAUCAUGCCAGUAAACGCCAGUGCACAUUAUUACCGUGUUAGGUGCGUGAGACCUAAAGUGCACCUUGGCAGUUUAAUUAUUAUGUUAUAACACACACAUUUCUCAUUGUAAAAGGAUACUCGUGGCAAUUAUUGUUAAGCAAAUGGAAUAUAAUCCAAAGGUCGUGUUUUGUGCAAGAUUCAAAAAAUGUUUUUGUUUAUUGCAUUGAAACAUAGAACAAUUACAAAAAUCUAUAGCUACCGCAGUGAUAUCAGGCAGCAGGCACUAGUCCCUGCCAUUCCAGGCGAUGUAAACUACUGACAAAGCAUCUUGGGAGAUGUAGUUCAUACCAUUUGGAACGUCAACGGUUGCUGACGUUGAAGGGAAUAAAUUCUCUUUUCUGUAGUAAUCAACCUAUUAUAUCUUUGUAAUAGGAAAUACAAAAACAUAUUGAUGGUGCCUUAUAACAUUUUAGAACUGUUCAUGAAUCAAUUCUUUUUUGUUUUGUUUUUGUAAGCCAAUGAAGAUUUGAAGGGAUGAUUAUAUAAGUUAAAUAUAAAGAUUUAUUUGUUCUAGCUGUGGAUCAAGAUUGAGUUGGCUAGUUUCUCAAGCUUCAUGGUGAAAAAGUUAAUAACCUGCCGUAGCCCAUCAACUUUAAGCAGUUUAGGUCCAUAUAUCCGCAACGUUCUAGAGGUGGAAAACUAGUUCUCAUUGUGUUGCAGUGAUCAAGAGCCAGAGUAGAUGCAUAAGAGCAUUGCUUUCUUCUUGAACAAUGUGAUGACCAUGUUUGCUAUGUGGACUGAAUAAUCUAUUAAUUUUCUGUGAUAGUAGUGGCACAGUUCAUGUAACCUAUGUAAAUGGGGACCAAAAGGAGGCCAUCCCACCUCCUGUACAUUACUUCUGACGGAGUGCCAAACUGCUACAUUGCUUGCCUGCUGUUCUAACUGUUUCUUCUUUUCACUGUGAUACGACUUUCAUCGCAGCACUUCAAGAGACUGCUCUUUCAUUUUGACUGUUCUGCAUUCUGUUUGUCCUAACACAAGGAAUAGACCUGAGCACCGUUGCAUGCUAUUCUUUGUGUCUAGAACAGAAUAGCAUUGUGGACUAAUAGCUUUGUAGUUCUAUAAAUAUAACCCAGUUCAAGUUAUUAACAUAUUUUAGGAGCAUUGAAAACUGAAUUAUUCCUUUAAUCUCAGAGGAAACAAAAGUGUCAAAAUCGAUGGCAGUAAACCCAACUCUUCACCAGUAGAACCGCUCUGCAGGUCUUUCCCAUGAAUGUAGUUCAGUUAUAUUGUCAAAACCUUUGUACAGAAUGUCAUUGUUUUCCAAAGUUGUCUUAUUUAGUUUUCUUUUGUCAUUGGAGAAGAAUUCAGUGUCACUGCAGCUUUCUGUUGCAUCAUAAACCUCCUUUUCUUUUGCCCAAUUCUUUCUUUGUGUCUCUAAAUUAACGAGUGAUCCCAAUCUCUGCAAAAUCUGUUUAAGGUCUGACCAUGUCUAAUAAUAUUCAUCACUAUAACAAAGUAAUCAUGUAGUGUUUUUACUCCAAAGAGAAUUUAAAAGAUUGGCAAAAUCUCAAGGACUUUACUAAUUUGGCUGUUGAUCAUUUGUCUCACCAUUGGAUUUCAGUAUGAAUACUAAUCAAAAUUUGGAUGCAUCUAGUGUAGAUCAUAAUGUCUUCCUAUCCCUUGAAACAAGUCAAUAGUUGUGUAAGAUCCCUGUAGAUGUUAUCUGCCUACUGUCUUGCUCUGGUACACAUACAGGAUACUUAAAAACACUGGAACACUACACAUUUUCCACAAGAACCAAUAAGGCAUAUUGGAAACAGACGCACCAUAGGCACAUUGAAGUAUUGUAGGCACAUCUUUUAUUUAUUUUAGUAGCUACACUUUAACAAGUCUUCACUAUGCCCAUUCCCCUUGGUGUCCUGUCCUCUGCCUAUACUUCUAGUCCUCUGUAAUCACUGCGUCUCCCAACAGUGGAAGCCCUGCGUGUGGAGUGGCGCGAGGGGAGGUGCAGUGCUGCUCUUUACCAUCAGAGAAGGCUUCCUGUUGUACGAAGGUUUAUUCUGCGAGUCCCAACGGAGAGUCAAGAGUUCCUGGAGGUGACGAGUCUUCCAUUGCUGUUAUCCAAGGCUUCUGCCCCUGCCUGCUUAGCUUGCUACGUUAGAUUCCGUUUUCCCUCCCUUAUAAAAUGCUCUGCCCGGAAUGCGGUUGUAAUGCAUUGCUAUGCAAAUCGGCCAUAAAUAAGUUGUUCCUAAAUUGUAUUCAUGACAGUGGCAAAUUAUACAAAAAAAAACUAUAAAUAUAUAUUUCUAAAAAUAAAUAAAUGAAAAAUUACCUUAUACAACUGAAUUGUGAAAUAAAUAUUCAUAUACAUUGUAUUUUUUUCCCCCUUGUCUGGGUUCUGUAUUCAUCUGCCGUGUGAGAUAUAACAAAGCUGUGUUGGUUUAGUAAUGCUAUUCGUUUAAAUCGUACAGUUACAUUAUGCAUGAAAAAUAUGAAUUGAAUUUGUCAGCUUUACCUAUUACUGCUGGAAGAAUCCUUAAAAGCAUAGACUAGUUCAUAGUAGCUCCCUUUUUACAGGAACCCAAAUUACAUACAUAGCAUUAAUUUAGAGAGUUGACCUUUUAUUACCAUAACCUUUAUACUGGUCUUAUGGUUUCAGUGGCUGGUAAUAUGUUAUUUUAUAAGUACAUUUCAGCCACUCAAGUUACACAAAUCAAACUAACAGUGCAACAGAAAAUGAAAAUCAGAUUCAUGUAUUCUUACAAAACCACUUGCAUCUAAACAAAAACCCAGUAGUACCAUAGCAAACGCUCUUAUUUGAGACAUAUUAGAUUCCUGGGAAACACUAAAGUCAGUUGCUAUUUAUAUAUUAUAAAUAUAUGUAUAAACUAUGCAUAUUGUUUCAUCGUGUUCCCAUCAAUUUCAGGCAUCCUCGAACAUAGUUCCCAAAUGCAGCAAUAUGAAGAAAGCAACUGUAAUUGUGAGUGAGCCUGUCUGUGUGUUGCAUUCUACAGCAACUGGAAUGACAGGGAACAUAUCGAACAUUCCAACUGUUGAAGUACAAAAGACAAUAGAAAUAAACAAAUCUAUAACAUAAUAAUUGAGUAACGUAUAUAAUGCUAUCUCAGGGGUUCUGGAGAUAUGCAGACGAGUUGACCUUUCAUGGUUUAUGAUGUCUCCAGAACCCAUCAGUAGCAUCAUUUCCCAUAGUAUCUUUGUUAACAUUAAUUCAUGUAAUAUAUAUUGAAUCAAUAUCUACACUUGAGGGCCCUUCUAGUUAUCAAAGUUAUCUAGCAUGCCAUUUAGUUAUCAAAAAGGACUCCUUCUAAGAAGCAUAGCAGGAAAUGUUUCAGAUUUGAUAAAAUUAUGUAAGCUUGCCUGUUAAGAAGCAGGCUUAAAAACAAAACAAAAUUAGACGUAGUGAGGACAAAGUACCACCCUUCUAUGUAGAUCUGGAAGAAGAAUGCUUUCUCACUUAUCACAGGUCUGUCUCAGCGCAAGACACACAAAGCUUUAUUUUGGAUCUUUGCUUGGCAAACAAUACAAUCAUUGCGGUGAAAUGAAAUGAUGCAGUAAACACAUCUCUAUUAAACCUCAUUUGUCUUUUAUUGCAUUUUCCUUUCUUUCUCUCCCCCGUAUUUACUUUCUCUCUGUUCCCCACCUGAUGUUUUCUCGUUCUGUAUCCUGGGAGAUUAUGAUGAGGUUUCCAUAGAAAUUCACCUUAUUGCAGUUGGAUCUCAAAGCGAGUGUGUAGGAGGGGUGGGGAAGGUCUAGAUAGGAGAGCGUAUUAUCUUUUAUAAGUAGACAUUAUGCAUGACUGACAAUUGCGGUGCACGUUCCCUAGCCUUCUUACCCCUUGCAGAGCAUUUCACAGCAUGCAGUCUUGCAGCCUCUUUCUAGCAUUGCACCGCAGACCGGUUUUCUCUUAACUCUUUCUCUCUGACAGAGUUCUCUGUAUGCAGCACUAAUUACGUCUCCAGUAAUCGUAUGAAACAGCCAAAAGUCUAUGCAGCUUUGAGCAUUAGGAUAUGCGUCUAAAAAAGCAUCUUUCCUUAGUGCUUUGCCUUGGGUUAUAUGUUUGCAUUCACACUGCCUAUGACUAAUGUUUGAGGUGGGUUUUUUUUUCUACAGGCCGUAUCUCUUUUCCUCAUUAUAAUUAUCAUCUACUGUUAUUCGAAAUGUUCAAUGAGGGGUUCAUUUUCUCUCCCAAUGUUCUGCAUGCUGUUUUAAUGGCCUGAAAUUUGGACUCCCCAUUCUUCCUUCCUGGGUAUGUCAGUGUUAUGGAUUCUCUGAUUCAUACUCUCUCUUUUCCAUGUUUCCCAAUUGUACCAAAUCUAGCUUUCCUCCAACAUGAAUCAACUUCCAGAGAAGAGGUUGCAUCGAGUAUUGGGGACUGUUUUCAGGCUCUUAUUCUGUAGAAUUCACAGUUAGUUCGUCUCAGAUCAAUCAGUCCACGUUGACCUUAAUAAUCUGUUCUGGAAGUUUUCUAGCAUUUGUAUAUAAAUAAUUCAAGUUAAGUUAGAAUUGCAAGAUAACUCUGCAUGUGUAAGAAUCAGAAUCAUUUCAUUAAAAUUAACGAGUAAUAGCUAGGUCAGUGUGCGAUUUCUUAUCUUAGGAGGAACUAUUGUUCUCUUCAAGUAGCAUGACUGUUUAUCUGAAAUACUCUAAACUUUCUUUUACCCACAAACUUUCUCACAGUCUCUGUAGAGUUGAGUCAACAAUCAAGCUUUAUUUCUUAUUUUUGUCCUUAUUGGGAACUUCUGGGACAAAAACUCAGUUUAACGCAAGGUUUCCCAUCCAUUAUUACAGAAAGCAUGGCAUUUUACAUUUGGAAUAGUCUAAUCAAAAUCUGGAUCAUAUUAAAAUGUUGUGACUGAAGUAAGCUGUCCUGGCAAGGAAGUCCUUAAAUAACACCAAACUGAACUAGGUAGAUAUUGAUUAAUAGAUCAAAAUUCUUCAAAACUAGAGGUGUGAUAUUCACCACCAGUUUCAAGAAACACAUGGUUAAGGUCAUAUAGACAGGUGCUGUUGCUAAUAUAGGUGCUGCCCCUAUUGCUAUAGCAAACAUUUAGAAGCAGUUAGAGAUUACCUAGUGUUCUUCUCGAUACCCAGAGUACUCCACCUCUUGAAAUGAACACUUCUACAUUAUCAAUGUGUAUUCCAUCCAGCAUGGAAAGUAGUGAUUGGCUGAGAUUGCUGGUGGUUCGUUGACUCAGCGCAUAAUUGGACAUAAGUGACACUGAUAAUGCAAAUAUAUUCAUUUCAUAUUAUCAAUGCCGCUGAAGAGGGGCUACUCUCUGGGUGCUGCAGAGAGAUCUCUUGUUUUGUUGUUUUUUUUUAAAUUAUUCCACCCCUGAAUUUUUUUUACGUAAAACGAGGGUACAGCACUCAGAGACUCUAGGCAACAUUACCACUACACUGAGCUGUAGCAUCACAUAUUUGUUCCAUACUUUUGUAUUUAAUGUUUAGUCAGCUGUUGAUAAGAAAUACUGAGGAUUAGGUUUGUGUGUCAUUUAUUUAACAAGACUAAUUUCAUUUUUAAAGGAUUAUCAUUUUUAUUAUAAUAAAACUGGAGAUGCAAAAUGUGUCACGGGUUUAAGGGGUCACAGAAUUUCUUACAAUAUUGUUAUGGGAGCAAUUGUAAUUGAUACAAGCAAUUUCUGUGAUUGAUCCUGUAGUCUAAUAGGAUUGUAUUCUACUGAGACCUUUCUAAGUUGUAAUAAUUUUGUCUAAAUUGUGUCUUAACCUAAGUAAUAGGUGGGGUUGUGAAAUAUCUCAUCUUUUAGAAUUACAAUCAGUAAAUAAAAGAGGUAUAAGCAGAAAGCAAGGAGAACAAAGGAUGCAAAAUAAGUGCAAGUACAAUGACUGUCACCUAUCAGUAAAGUCUGAGGAAUUUAAGGUAGCUGUAUCAUUUUGGGGGUCGUAAAUAUUUAGCAAAGACCCGUUUGGUGGCAUCUCCACUUGGUGUGAAGCAGCUGAGAGGUGCAGUUGAAGGUAGCAAUACCUACCUGAAGCUCUCUUUCCAUGGUGCCUCCCUCUUUUUUAUUCUUCAUCUCCUUAGACUUCAUACCCCAGGAUCCCAAGCACUUCCUUAUUUCCUUCCAUGCGCUUGUAUGAGAGUACAGCACAGAAGUAAUUGGCGGAUCCCACAGGCUCCUCCAUAGACCAACUCACGAGACAUACGAGGAGACAUAAGUUGACAGCGGAAUUUCUGCCUUUUGACAAAUGGUUUCAUCUUCAUGCUUGACCUUCAGAUAAAGUAGCCCAAUUAUUAUUAUUAUUAUUAUUAUUUUAUUAUUUAUAUAAUGCCAUCAGAUUCCGUAGCGGUGUACAAUGGGUGAACUAACAAACAUGUAAUUGUAACCAGACAACUGGACGUACAGGAACAGAGAAAUGGAGGGCCCUGCUCAAUAAUUUCAAAGAAAUCCCAGCACUGUCAAUAUGAGUAUUUCCUAAAGAUUAUAUCUUGAAAUAAUCAUAAUUGGUAUUAUGGUUACAGAAACGCUUAAAAAAUCAUCUAACCACUCCCACAAUAACUGCAAUUCUUAUUGUAUUACACUAUUAUAUGCUGCAAAGUGUGAGCUUAUCUACUUGUAGACUUGUAGAAUUUAAGUUAUUUUAUUUAUUUUAUUUGACUUGCUGUUUCUGAAAACCUUAGGUUUGUAUACUUGCGUUAUAGAGUAAGCUCCCAGGCGGUUGCAUGGUGAAAUACAUAUGGUGCAAAAUAACCACACAAAAAAAGUAAUUUGCACAGGAAAUCUGGACAGAUGGUUAUCUUCUUAGCAAAUGGUAAUGGAAUGAUCCCUGCUGUGAUGUAAACUACAAGCCAGCCAGAGACAUACCACUCCUCUUAGAUCAAAGCAAGCUCAGAAUGCAAGUGUGGAAAUUGCAACAGGAUCAAACUGACCCAAUCAAGGGACAUAUGGUCAAGUAAAAGUCAGCUUUGAUUCCCAGGACAACAGCGCCAUACGCAUUUGCUCAUUUGAUUACUAUCAAACAUCUGUAAUAAAUAUACCUUAUGUCAGGACAUAUUUCACUUGGGCUGUCUUUACAGUGUGUCAAGAAACGUUUAGGGACAUCAUAACUUGGAAAGCACAUCCUUUGUUUCUGAAACAUUUUCAUACAGUGACUUUUUUAUGUCCUUUUCUCUCAAUUUCAAAAAAAAAAAUUAAACCGUUUAAGAAAGGCAUACAAGGACAGCACGCUAAUAGCACGUGCCUCUUGUAUGUGCAUAAAGACAAUAUCGAAUGCACUCCAAAUGGGAUGUGUUUAUUGUUAAAAAAAUAGUGCCAAAAAAUAGAAAUUUGAAGUUUCUGUAUUUUCUGAAAAAAUAACAAAACUUUGCAACUUCAACAGUUCUUACCAAAUCAAUAUUUGGUGCAGCCAAUAAGAAUACUCCCAUUAUUGUCAAUAGCAGUCAAGCAUAGACACUAGACCCGUACUUAUCAUUGGCUUAUAGGGUGUGUAGUUCAGUACUUGGAAGCAAUUAUAUCCAGUCAGCGCCAUAGUUACGCUCCAUUGCAAUGGAGGUGGAUACAAGUACUUGUACUGGCAGAGGAGAGGGCAUAAGAUUUCUCUCGUGUGACAUCAAUCACUGAGAAAUUGGGAAUAGUUUGAACAAGAUUUACAAAAUGCUGCAGUUAUAAACAAAUUUGUGAGACAGCGGCAGGGGACAUUCUUGUGCAUGCAACAAGUGUGGCAGAUAAUGUUUCUAAAAUCACAAUGUGGAGGUUGUUUUCACAUAUGGGUUUCUGCAAUUUUGAGUACAUUAUAAUUCAAAAGAAUAACGAGGGAUCUUGCAAUGAUUUCAUUAUUUACUUAAAUAAUCAGCCUGGGCAAAAAGUUAUUUUCAUAUUUCUCGGAAAACAUAAAAAUGUAUAACAGGUGAUUGGUAUGUUCAUAAUUUUCUCUAUAGGUUUUAAACCAUUUUGGGUUUUAAAUACGUUUUGGGUUCCACAGAUAGAAGUUAUUUGUGGCAGGUUCACUCAGUGAUACUGUAGGAUUAUUUUUAAAAAUGUUGAUUUAAAAAGUCUAUGUCAUUACAUUAGUGCAUAAUAUCUGGACAACAGUGAUACCAUUAUAGCUCUGUUAAAAAUUAUUAUUGGUAUUAUUGGUAUUUAUAUAGCACCAACUUAUUCUGUAGCGCUUUACAGUAUUAUAAAAGGGGGAAAUUUUACAAUAAAUUAGACAAAAAGGUUACAGAAGCAAUUGGUUGAUGAGGACCCUGCUCAAAAGAGCUCACAGUCUACAGGUUUUGUUUGCUCUUUGGUUACAAUGCUGUACCCAGUGCUUUAAUGUAGCUGAGAACCCUUUCAGUACUAGGUUUAAAGGACCACUAUAGUGCCAGGAAAACAUACUCGUAUAUAGUGGCUCUGGGGAGAGGAAAGGGGUAAAAACUUACCUUUUUCCAGCGCUGGGCGGGGAGCUCUCCUCCUCCGAUCCUCCUCCGUUCCGCCCCGUCGGCUGAAUGCGCACGCUCAGCAAGAGCUGCGUGCGCAUUCAGCCGGUCGCAUAGCAAAGCAUUCCCAAUGCUUUCCUAUGGACGCCAGCGUACUCUCACUGUGAAAAUCACAGUGAGAAGCACGCAAGCGCCUCUAGCGGCGGUCAAUGAGUCAGCCGUUAGAGGCUUUGGGGGAAGGCUUAACCCAUUGAUAAACAUAGCAGUUUCUCUGAAACUGCUAUGUUUAUGAAAAAAUGGGUUAACCCUAGCUGGACCUGGCACCCAGACCACUUCAUUAAGCUGAAGUGGUCUGGGUGCCUAGAGUGGUCCUUUAAGGCUGGUUACGGUUAUAGGAGUUUAUGGGUAAAAGCUAGAGGGUUUUUAGGGGUAGGGCAGACUUAACAAAGGUACAGAGAACUCCACUACAGCUCAUCAGCUAAUUGUAGUUCUUAUGGUUCAAGGUAUUUUUAGGUACACUCAUCCUGUUUUCUGUUGAAUGUUUUUUGAGUGAUUAACAAAACCAGGACUUAACAGCCCAGUGAUUUGAAUAACCAGGGUUCUCCCAGUGCUUGCAGUCUCUCAUUGUCUUCCAAGGUUAGAGAACUAUGGAUGGAUUAAAUGGAAAGGAAACUUUUUUUGUGUGACUGGUGGCGCAGUAGGAGAGAGGUCAGACUUUAAGUGUCAGGAAAGAUUUUUGACAAACUUUAAAAGUGGUUUAACAAAAAUCAGAUGGACUGCACCCAAAGACUCCUUGCACGAUAACCACUACAAUAAGCUGUAGUGCUUAUGGUACUUAUGGUGCCUCAUUAUGAUUAGGCUUAACCUUGCUGAGAACCAUGGGACUUACGGUCCAUAGCAUCUUGGAGAGAGAUGCCCCUAAACCCAAACACUAAGUCUGCCGUACCCUGAUGCUUAAAGCCCCCUAGUCCUUCCUACACCCACACUUAACCCUAUUCCCCCCCUAACCUGAACCUCAGUCUAGUAGUGACAGAGCUAAUGCGUUUCUCUGGUAUUUCAGCGAUGCUAUAAUGUUCUUGCUUUUUAGCUUUUUUUUAUAUUUUAACUAUGUUUCAAUAUGUUUACACUGCUCUAAUAUGCAUUUUUCAGGUCGUACCCACUUAAUCCAAAAUCAGAAAUGUCUCAAACUGGUGACUGCUUGUGUUUGGGUGCUGUGUGUACUGUGUAUAAUUAUGCAUAAUACAUAGAGUUAUGAGAAAAUCCUUGUGUAUUGUCUGUAAAUUUAAGUAAUUCUUGGUCAUAUUUGUCACAGCUCCCGUCUGCCACUGUCAAUAUACAACCAUAUGGGAUAAUAUCCUGCGUUCGUAGCUCCUACUGUCUUUUCUGCUGUGUAACCAAGUGCUCAUUCCUUAGUCUUGCACCCUUUUCUAUCUCUUUCACUGUGUAACUGUGUACCCUUCACUCACAGCUUCCUUCUAUAUCUUCUACUGCAUGUGAUUGCUCUCAUGUCCAGCUCUUGUAGCUCCCUUCUGUGUGUGUCUCUAGGGCUGAUAUCUGUUAUCACAGCUCAUUGCUGCUUCUGUUACAAUGUCUCCUUAAGGGUUCAUACCAGGCUGCUGCAGCUUCCUUCUGUCACUGUGUCUUUCUGUGUUGUCAUACCUGGCUACCACAACUCUUUACUGUCCUUGUCACUGUGUCACUCGGCACGUUUCAUAUUUUAUUAUAGCUUUCAGUCAUGGCAACCUUCCGCUGCUCAUCUUUACUCCUUUUUAUUUCUGUCACUUGUUACCCUGCAUACCAUUCUGUACUAGUUUAAUUAUGUGUCUGUCACUGCUUCAUUCAUCAGGCUCAUAUAUGAAGGCCACAACUCUCUUUUGAUCCCUAAUUUGUUUCUUUUGUGAUAGUUAAAUGUUGAAGACACAGGUGAGAUGUUGCCCAAGUCUCGACGAGCACUCACCAUCCAUGAGAUCACGGCCCUUGCUCGCUCCUCUCUGCACGGUGAGGCCAUUGCUUUCGCACACAUGCUUUGAUGUACAAGAAUUGUAGAAGCUUAUAUCUUUACAGCCGAUAGACACACAUACAGCACAAUAUAGACCUGCAUUCUAGCAACAGACAGAUGUGAGAAGAAACUGUCUGACAAUGAAAGGGUACCAGCAGGGCUUCAAAACUAGAUUUCUGGCCAGCAAAUUAGUUAACAAAAUAGGAAAGAGCUGUAUUGGUGCUUUAUUUAUAGAAUACUUGUGUAAUGGUAAUGAUGCAUUAACUGCACAUUCUGAAGACAACACUCAAUAUUUUACGUUGAACAAACCACUUCAUGCUGAACUGAUUGGUGUGAAAUUCCAUUUUGUGAUGGUAUUGUUAAUUGACGAUGCUUGGAUAGAUUUUAGAGGGUGUGUGGAAACACUGAGCAAGGCCUGGGAAUGGAUUGAGAAAUCAGGUUUCUCGUUAAAGGGGUUUCAUGUCUUCUAAAUUAAUAUAUGUUGAUUAUCAGGUUACACCCCUGUCUCCAUUAAAAUUAUCCAAAUUGCUGACCGGCCCUCUACCUUUUGUAAUACCAGCUCUGAAUCAUGUGUACCUGGCCCUGAUUGUUUUAAAAACCAUGACUCAAGAAUAAUGUUCCUGGCAUCGCACCCCAUACAGUCUGAAUCUUAAGUGGCCAUAUAUGUUUCUAUAAUUUAUAUGAAAGAAGCGAAAAGAUCUGGCGCUCACAAAUUCCCAAAACAGCUAUUUUUUGUUCGGAACCAACCAGCAGCAUUUCAGUAAGUUAAUUUCUCGAACCUUGAGGCUCAUGCUUGAGAAAAGCCUCAUUGGGACUCAAACAUUGCCGGGGGGUUCUCAUUAAAAUAAUUGCUGUUUUGGGAUUUCGUGAGUGCCAGAUCUUUUUUGCUUCUUCCAUAUCUAUUUUAGGAAUGCGGCCCUGAACCCGAGUGCACCGCGAUUGCCAUCUCACUGCCCAAUUGGUUAAUUUCUUCUCUUUUGUAUUCUAUUAUAUCAUUUAUACAAACCUGCACAUGUAUCAAAGCUAUUAUCCGUUAACAGUCCAGCAAAACAUAUAUGUAAAAAAACUAUUAUAGAGGUUUGUUUUGAUAAAUCUAAUAAUAUCAGCAACACGCGAGCUGCAUUACACAUAAACACAUGCCAAAGGGACUGGGCAGUUCAACCCAAAUAAUGACAUAUAGACAGCACAUGUGAGUGAUGGCUCCAAUCUUGUUUCCCUUACUUGUUUCUCUUGCUCCCAGGAAUAUCCCAGGUGGUGAAGGACCAUGUAACCAAGCCAACAGCAAUGGCUCAAGGUCGUGUGGCACACCUGAUUGAGUGGAAGGGUUGGAGUAAACCCAGCGAUUCUCCGGCUGCUCUGGAAACUCACUUCAACUCAUACUCACAUCUGAGUGAGGGCGAGCAGGAGGCAAGGUUUGCAGCAGGUGAGGUAAAGGUGACCAAAACAGAAAACAAAUGCAAACAUGCAGUGGCGUACUAAGGCGGGGGGGGAGGGGGAGCGGAGAGGGCGGUCCACCCCGGUUGCCACUCACUAGGCUAGUGCCAGGGGUGAAUUUUCAUGCCGCUUGCAGGAGUCCCAACAUCCAGCAGCAGCAUGUCCUCUGUUCUCGCGAUCCGCGAGAGCGUUGCCAUGCAUUGCUAUGGCAAUCCGCGGCAAGGCUCUCUCGAAUCGUGAGAACAGAGGACAUACUGCUGCUGGAUGUGGAGACUCCUGGGCCCCUCUUCACUGGAAAACCAUACUGUCACCGGACAACCAGGGAAUGUUGUGUGUCACCGUCCCCCCUUCCUGGAAAUAAGAGUCCAGGAGUAGGGGGGUGACACACACAAACAAUACACACUGCUCACUAUACACACUAUACACACCCCCACAUACACAAUUUACACACACACACUGCAUACACACUAUACACACACACACUGCACACACGACACACACACAGCAUACACAGCAUACACACUAUACACACACUGCAUACAGUACACAAACACACACUGCAUACAAUAAACACACACACACUUAUAACUGUGUGCCUGUUUAUCUGUAUGUGUAUCUGUAUCUGUAUGUGUAUCUGUGUGUCUGUGUUUGUAUCUGUGUGCCAGUGUAUCUGUAUGUGUGUCUGUGCCUAUGUGUCUCUAUACAUGUGUGUCAGUGUGUGUCUGUAAGAGUGUGUGUUUAUAUCUAUAUUUGUGUUUGUAUCUGUGUGUCUCUAUCUGUAUGUGUGUCAGUGUUUGUCUGUAUCUGUGCAUGCCUGUGUUUCUAUGUAUCUGCAUGUGUAUACCUAUUUUUUCUAUGUAUCUGUAUGUGCCAAUGUGUGCAUCUGUGUGUCUAUGUAUCUGCAUGUGUGCCAGUGUGUGUAUAUUUGAAUAUAUGUGUAUAUGUGCAUACAUCUCAGCAUUUCGCCAACACUACACACAAAUACACCCCUGCAUCAAAAUAUCAACACUACAUAAAAACGCACCACAUAUUCAAAAAACACACUAAACAAAAAUGCACGCCUGCAUUCACAUGCCAACACUGCAUGCAAACACACCCCUACAUUCACUCAGACAUACUUCAUACAUAAACAUGCUUACAUUCAAACACACAAACACUACUCAGUGCUAAAUACAUUAAAAAAAUAUGCAAACACUGCUCAAUGCUAAAUAAUUUUUUUUUUAAAUGUGUGGGUGUUUUUUACAUUUUCAAAUUGGGGGAUGGGGCCGGGGGUAUGCCAAACAGAGGCGGAUCUCUAAUUAGGCGGUUUAGGCGGCCGCCUAAUGCCUCGCGCUGGCUGGGGCCUCGCGGCUGCCUAAACCGCCUGUGGGCAGUCUGUGUCAGGUCCUCGGUCACUGACCGAGGACCUGACACCAGGAGGGGGCCCGGCGGCUUGCCCGGUAUGCCGCCGGGUGCGAGGCCCUUCCUGGCUGCCCGGCCAGCUACCGCAGACACCGGUCUGCAGCUCCGCAGUGAGCAGAGCUGCAGACCAUGUGUCUCGCGAAAACUGGCCAAUCAGAGUAACCCACAGCAACGCUCUGAUGGUCUCGCGAGAUUACAUGGUCUGCAGCUCUGUGGAGCUGCAGACCGGAAGCAAUGGCCACCAGACCACCAGGGAGCCCACUGGACGACCAGGGAAAUUAAGGUAGGUUCUCGCUCAAGCUCUCGCUUCAAGCAGCUACUCCAUACACAUACGGUCUCAGACAAAAAUGCAAACAUGCUCACAGAGACAUACAUUCACACACACAAGGAUACUCUCCAUCAGACACACUCUCAGGCACAUACACAGGUAGACAGUGCCUCAAUGUGUAUAUGUGACACUUUUUUGAUAGUGGGGCCUCAUGUUUGAGUUUCGCCUAAGGCCUCAUAAAGUCUAGAGCCGCCUCUGAUGCCAAAUAUAAGAUCCGCCCCAGGUGCCAAAUGCUCCUGGUACGCCCCUGCAAACAUGACAGCGACUCAUUCCAUUGCAUCUACCAGAAGAUCUACAUUAUUUCUACAGGUUUUGUUCUAUCACACAAUGCUGCUGCUGAUUCCCCUUCUGUCUGUUAAACUUAUUGUAACUAAUAUAACUGUGCUUAUGUGUUUCUACUGUAUGCUGUUCUUAGAGUCAUACUCUCAAUGCCAGUCCUGGUUACUCCAUUCACCUUUGCUUACUAGUUCUCUAUUUGCCAAUCCUUUUUUUCUUGGUUUUCUUGGCUGUUGCCAUCUCUUUAGCUGCUCUUUGUUCGCAGUUUUUUCUUAACACUUCCUUUCUGACAUUUUGAUGAUAAAUGUAUUGUCCAUGACAUUUUCACCCCCACUCUUUUAGAAUUUAUUGUUUGCGUUGUCUGCUAAGCUGGGAAUUGUGAAGAACUGAAUGACACAUUUUAGAGACAUGCAGCCGAGAUGUUAUAUUACUGGGCUGGAGAUUUCUUUUUCAGUUCAAGUAUUCAUUACUAAAAGUAGCAAUUCCUUUGUUAGUUCUCUGUAAUUAAAUGUUUCAUAAAUAACUCUCCAAAGGAAACCAAAACUCUCUCACUCGGAACAGAAUCAAAGUGGGGAAAAACAAACAUAUAAGUGGAGAGAAGGAACCAAAAUUUGUUACACAGUUAAGACCAAAUUUGUGCUUAGUGAGAAAUGUGAAAUAUUUGGUUGAGUUAUCUUUGUUGGAAAUUGUAUUGUAGAAUUUUUUUCUCAUAUGGGCCAUUUUGGACUAAUAGUGGAAUGUUCUGAUCAAUUACCAACAUUUCCCAAUUCAGUAACUACUGCAUACCCUUACCUGUCUAUUGUGUAUAUCUCGAAUAUGUCUUAGUUCUCUCUGUCUGUCUAUGGCUUUUUUUCAUUCCUCUUAUUGUUUUGCAUGUCCCUUAUCUGUACUAUUCAGUGUCCUACUUUUGUAUUUGGUCUAUGGUCAGUAUUUCCAUAUUUAAGUUUUCUGUUGUUUCCAGGCCUUGAGUUUCUUACAUAUUUCCUAUCAUUCCAUAUGAUUGCAAAGUUUACGUAUAGUCCCUUGUCUGUAUGUGUUUGGAAGGAACAGAGAGAUCAAUAGUUCACUCCUCGGUCUCUGCUCCUCUGCUAUUUUGUGCCGCUACCUGGCUGAGCUGUCACAGCCUGGGCUGAGCAGUUUGUCUUGCUCUGCCAUAGCGCUUCCCUAUUGGGUGGGAGCCAGGGAACUUUGCCUUGCGCUGUUUUUGUGUGGGCAGUGGCCCUAUAUAAGAGGCAGUCUGUGAGAUAAAUAGGACACUCAGUUUUUCCUUCUCCUCCCCUUUUUCUUCUUACUACUUGGGUAGUUUUUGAUGGGUUAACCCCUUCCUGAGUGUAUUCCCUAAGCUUCCAUCUCCUCAUUUUUGUUCUUCUAAAUCUCACAGACCGCCCAAAAAAUAAAAAUAAAGUUUAUGCAGCUUGCCUCUUUCCCACACUUUAUGCAAAUUAACUUUAAUUACGUUGUGGUCUUUAUUUGGAAUGUUCAUUUGCCUGCCUAGAUAAAUGGGGGGUAAAAAUUAUAGAUGGUGUUAUACUGGCUAUUAAAAAUCCACAAUGCUGUGUUUUCCUCUGGGUGUUAAAUGCCAGGGAUAUGUUACAAGUUAUAUGAUUAGUUAUACAGUUGUGUUGUAAAUAAUUUUUUUAAAAUUAAAAAUGUUUUUAAAUUCCUUACAGUAAAACCUAUGGCCUUUCUCCAAACAUUUGUUUCCGUGUUUCUGUAUUUUAUUAAUACUGGUUUAAGUUUCCUUUCCAUAACACAUAACAAUCCAUACCGUGCUUAUUUCUGUCCUUUAUUCGGUUUCUGGUCUCUGCUAUACUUUUCUUGAACUCUUGACAAGUUCACGUAACAACUGCCUUUCGUUCUAACACAUUGUUUCAGGUGUAGCUGAGCAGUUUGCUAUUGCAGAAGCAAAGCUCCGUGCCUGGUCUUCAGUUGAGGGUGACGAUUCGACAGAUGAUUCGUAUGAUGAAGAUAUGUUGCCACCAAUGGAUCCAUCCCAGCCUACAGGUAAAUGUGGGACAUAUAUGUGACAUGCAAGUAGAUCUCCUGAGGAAGGAGAGCAAGAUAUUAAACUGGGCUAGGCAAGUUUCCAACAACGUCAGGAAGCUUUGCAUGCUAAAAGAGGCCUUGGAAUGGGAAGCUGGUUCUAUGGACCUGAAGGAGGAAAAACACCCUUUAGACAAGGACAUUGAAUGCUGGGUAUAAAGUAAAAAUAAGAUCAAUUGGUUAGGUCGAAUAGAUUUGGGAUGGAAAAUAAAUGGUCAUUGGAAAGUAAGUAAACUGGAAAGAAGGAAGCUUAAAGGAUCACUAUAGGGUCAGGAACACAAACAUGUACAGGGAGUGCAGAAUUAUUAGGCAAAUGAGUAUUUUGACCACAUCAUCCUCUUUAUGCAUGUUGUCUUACUCCAAGCUGUAUAGGCUCGAAAGCCUACUACCAAUUAAGCAUAUUAGGUGAUGUGCAUCUCUGUAAUGAGAAGGGGUGUGGUCUAAUGACAUCAACACCCUAUAUCAGGUGUGCAUAAUUAUUAGGCAACUUCCUUUCCUUUGGCAAAAUGGGUCAAAAGAAGGACUUGACAGGCUCAGAAAAGUCAAAAAUAGUGAGAUAUCUUGCAGAGGGAUGCAGCACUCUUAAAAUUGCAAAGCUUCUGAAGCGUGAUCAUCGAACAAUCAAGCGUUUCAUUCAAAAUAGUCAACAGGGUCGCAAGAAGCGUGUGGAAAAACCAAGGCGCAAAAUAACUGCCCAUGAACUGAGAAAAGUCAAGCGUGCAGCUGCCACAAUGCCACUUGCCACCAGUUUGGCCAUAUUUCAGAGCUGAAACAUCACUGGAGUGCCCAAAAGCACAAGGUGUGCAAUACUCAGAGACAUGGCCAAGGUAAGAAAGGCUGAAAGACUACCACCACUGAACAAGACACACAAGCUGAAACGUCAAGACUGGGCCAAGAAAUAUCUCAAGACUGAUUUUUCUAAGGUUUUAUGGACUGAUGAAAUGAGAGUGAGUCUUGAUGGGCCAGAUGGAUGGGCCCGUGGCUGGAUUGGUAAAGGGCAGAGAGCUCCAGUCCGACUCAGACGCCAGCAAGGUGGAGGUGGAGUACUGGUUUGGGCUGGUAUCAUCAAAGAUGAGCUUGUGGGGCCUUUUCGGGUUGAGGAUGGAGUCAAGCUCAACUCCCAGUCCUACUGCCAGUUCCUGGAAGACACCUUCUUCAAGCAGUGGUACAGGAAGAAGUCUGCAUCCUUCAAGAAAAACAUGAUUUUCAUGCAGGACAAUGCUCCAUCACACGCGUCCAAGUACUCCACAGCGUGGCUGGCAAGAAAGGGUAUAAAAGAAGAAAAUCUAAUGACAUGGCCUCCUUGUUCACCUGAUCUGAACCCCAUUGAGAACCUGUGGUCCAUCAUCAAAUGUGAGAUUUACAAGGAGGGAAAACAGUACACCUCUCUGAACAGUGUAUGGGAGGCUGUGGUUGCUGCUGCACGCAAUGUUGAUGGUGAACAGAUCAAAACACUGACAGAAUCCAUGGAUGGCAGGCUUUUGAGUGUCCUUGCAAAGAAAGGUGGCUAUAUUGGUCACUGAUUUGUUUUUGUUUUGUUUUUGAAUGUCAGAAAUUUAUAUUUGUGAAUGUUGAGAUGUUAUAUUGGUUUCACUGGUAAUAAUAAAUAAUUAAAAUGGGUAUAUAUUUGUUUUUUGAUAAGUUGCCUAAUAAUUAUGCACAGUAAUAGUCACCUGCACACACAGAUAUCCCCCUAACAUAGCUAUAACUAAAAACAAACUAAAAACUACUUCCAAAAAUAUUCAGCUUUGAUAUUAAUGAGUUUUUUGGGUUCAUUGAGAACAUGGUUGUUGUUCAAUAAUAAAAUUUAUCCUCAAAAAUACAACUUGCCUAAUAAUUCUGCACUCCCUGUAUUUCUGACCCUAUAGUGUUAAAACCGCCAUCUAGCCCCCCUGGGCCCCUCAUGCCUCCAUAAAUGUAGCAACAUCUUACUGUAUUCAAUCUAGAAGCUGUAUGUGCAUGCUGUUUGCCUCAGAAAAUCAAGAAGGCUGCUGACAUAAUCAGAAGUGGUAGCCUGAUCCAAUCACAAUGCUUCUCCAUAGGAUUGGCUGAGACUGACAAAGAGGCAGAUCAGGGGCAGAGCCAGCAUGAUUCAAACACAGCCCUGGCCAAUCAGCAUCUCCUCAUAGAGAUGCAUUGAAUCAAUGAAUCUCUUUGAUGAAAGUUCAGUGUAAGCAUGCAGAGGGUGCAGACACUGAAUGUUUGGAUGCAUUUUAGGCAGCCAUGACACAGGAAGGAUCUCUAGCAGCAUUCUGAAGAGUGGCCAGUGAAGUUAUCACUAGGCUGUAAUGUAAACACUGCAUUUUCUCUGAAAAGACAGUGUUUACAGCAAAAAGACUGAAGGUAAUGAUUCUACUCACCAGAACAAAUUCAAGAAGCUGUAGUUGUUCUGGUGACUAUAGUGUCCCUUUAAUAAAUGUCUGGAACCUUUGCACAAUAAAAGGGACUGUGACAGGGAGAUGUAGCUGAAUCUCUGAUGCUUCAGAGGAGAGUAGGGAAAUAGAAGGAGACUAGGGUGAACAAAGAAAGUUAUGGAGGGAAAGGAGGAGGAGAGGGAAAAAUAUUUUAUAGAUUAUAGAAGGUAAGACGGGUUACAAGUAAGGGUGGUUGGAAGAAGCUAAGGUAUUUCAAGAAUGAGGAGCAAGACAAUGUAAAGAGUAACAAUUGAGAUCUAGUCCCUGGUUUGGAACCUUGUGAUGUUUACAGCUGUGAUUCUCAGUAUUGUUAUCGAUUGUCAUUAUUAUUUACCAUGAAUACUCACCUACACUUUAACACCAAAUGUUUUUAUUUUUCACAUUAAGUAUUUAUAGAGAAUAUUGUUAUUAAGCCUAAGUAUCAUUUCAAUGUAUUUUUAAUUUGGCUCAGACGCCCCAUGGAGUACAAAUAGCAAGUUCGUGAAACCUUAUUGAUUGCUAAUUCUAAGACUAACUAUGGUUGCUGGUUGCUAUGGUUACAUAUUCUUCCAAAUCAGCCUUUUGGUUGAAAUUUUGCUAAUUUUGUGGUUUAUUCACUAAACUUACAUUUUAGCAGAUUGUGCUGAUAUUCCAAUGGUGAACUGCCUCCAUAUUAAAACAGCUCAGAGCAUGUUCAGAAUUAGGCUUGUUUUCACUUUCGUAAACACUCUGAUCGAUGGCUAUCUAUUACCUAGCAUCCAUAGAAAAUUCAUUAUGUGAGGCUCAAAAUUCCCAUUCACACACUAGCAAUUGGCAAAUGAAAAUUCAGCUAUAUCAAGUGUGCAAUGGGCCCUCCAGGUAAGCAGUGACAAUCAACUUUCAGGACUAUCUAAUUGUGUAGGACUUGAAAUGGAAAUUAACUAAAUGUAUAUAUUGUAAUGGUACCUAGGACCCAUAUGAAAACUAGAGCAAAGGUUGAUUGGAAAUCCCCAUGCCCCGUAUUUUGGUUUCAGGGGUUAAUAACAUCCAGGAACAAUGCAGUUCCAUUGCCUUAUUGCCUGUGAUAUUUAAAGAUUAGAAAGAACCACUGGACUGUGGUCCUAAACAAGACGGGGGCACAAACCCGAGCCUCCUUCUGGGCUUCAUCCAGUAUAGAUCUUAACUUUUUAAUCUAUAUUUUUUUUAAAGGUUUACACCAGUAGCACUGCUAAACACCACGUGUCUUGGUGUCAAAAUGUUUCUGAUACUAAAAGCAGAUAUAUUGAAGCAAACCCAUCAAGUUCUGAAUCUUUUCACAUGAUCCCUGUUACCAACAUUAGGGUUGGGAUUUCUCUUGUGUUUCAAACUUACAGUACUUUUUUCAGAUAUGAAAGAUCCACUACUAGCUAAAAUAUCUGUACUGUUCUCAUGGAAGUAUACAAGUCCUCUUUACUUUAGCAUGCUACAGUUUUAAAGAGGUUACUAGACACACAGCUGCUCUUUAGAAUGUCACGCCUUGAAAAGAUAAUUCCAUACAUGCAGCCUUUCUACAGCGCUGGAAUGGUUGCUACAUGCACUCAGCCUUCUUUCAGUGCUAGAAUGGGUACUGCACACACACAGCUGGGCUUCCAAAUGAAAAUAUCACCAUUGUUAUUCAUUAUCAAUAUCACCAAUGUUAUUCUUUGUUUUAUCGUCAAAUUCAAAGGUUACAUAUUACAUGUAUCAAACUAAAUAUUAGCUUUGAGUUUAAUAAGUUCAGUAACGUAUGAUGAAUCUAUAAUUGCAGUAAAGCUAUGUUUAUAGGGAUUGUAGUGUGUGUGUAUAGGGGUUGUAGCAAAUGUGUAUAUAUUUUAGUGGAUGUAGUCAGGACUGUGGUGUUUUUUAGGGAAUGUAGUGUAUGUAUGUAGAGAAUGUAGUGUUUGUGUGUGCAGGGGAUGUAAUGUGUUUGUUUAGAGAAUACAGUGUGUGUAUGUGUAUUUAGGGAAUAUAGUAUAUGUGUGUGUAUAUAGAAUCCAGUGUGUUAAGGGAAUGCAGCAUGUGUUCGUGCGUAUAGUGGAUGAUGUGUGUAUAAUGUGUAUGUGAAAUAGUGGGAUGGGAUAGAUUAUUAUUGUGUGGGUGUGAUAGAUGAGCAAUUAAAUAUUUUGUUGUUAUUAUUUUUUUUAAUUUAAAUGUAUUUUAAUUUAAGUUUAUUCCCCCACCCUACUUCUUUGGCCAGGAAAGGGGGACAUGACAAUCCAUGAUGGUCUGGUGGUGAAGGACUCUAGCUUGUACCACUACCUGGUGCAGACUAAGUAUGCUUUUCUUGCGAGUUCUGGCACUGUGUAGCAUCAUGGUGUUGCCAUGGUAUUGUCAAAGCAUGUAGGAAGGAUAAUCUGUCUGCACCUGGUGGAGGUGCAUAGUAGAGUCUCCUUGGCCGCCCUUCUGCAACAGAAGGGAGCAUUGGGCUGGUGAGGGAGAUCUUUGAUCUCUGUAUAUAUGUGUAUAUAUAUUUAUAUAUAUUAAAGGGGAAAAAAAACCUGCAUUCUAUAUUAUGUAAAAAAAAUGUAUGUGUGUGUAUAAUGUGAAAGCAUAUAUAUGUAAGCUCAUUUGAACAGGGCCCUCAACACCUUCUGUUCCUAUGCGCUCAACUCGUCAUGUUGCAAAUACUUUUCUGUUAACCUAUUGUAAAGCACUGUGUAAUUGCACUUUAUAAAUAAAAAUAAAAAUGUACAUAUGUAUGUUUGUCAAUGCACAUGUGUAUACUUAAGCUUUUCAUGCAGAGCUUUCUUCUUCACAAUGUUUGUGUUUUUUUUUAUGUAGACUUCUUAAAAUUGACCACUCUGAUCCCUGAUGAGUGUAUGACUUAAUGCCGUUGUCUACCAUAUUGCAGAUUUUCUGGGCCCUGUGCAGAAGGAUUCAGUAUCGUCACGUGUGUGCUGUUGUGACAGUGACUCCUCACACACCUUGUCCCCUGAGACUCUGUGUUCCAGCCUAUGCAGCUUGGAUGAGGAGCCACUUCUCUUGGCAUCUCCUACUCAGGUGACUGAGGAGUCAUUGCUGACCAAGCCCCAGCAAGUUCAUGGUCCCUAUGAUCGUCUCCAUGAUAUGGAAUGCGAGGACUCUUCAUAUUCAAUGUCCUUCUCUGAGUCCUGUCUAAGUCCCAGUGAGGACGAGCUGAUAACCUUCCCUGCUGUGGGUCGGGGAUCCGGGGGCCUCAGUUUGUGCAGAAAGGGCUCAGACGUAGUGUCUUCAGGUGUGGUGUCUUUGGAUGAAGAUGAAGAAGAUCAACCCUGA